Pelobates cultripes (western spadefoot toad) is the source of this 53210-nucleotide messenger RNA. Lineage: Eukaryota; Metazoa; Chordata; Amphibia; Anura; Pelobatidae. The record is from the annotation of a GenBank genome assembly.
GAUGCCCCGCGCGCUCAGGCUGCGGUUUGAUGUCAGUGCGCGUGCUCCAUGUUUCUCGGUCCCCGCCCUGCCUCCCUCUUAAUCCGCGCCGUCUCCUAGCAACCGCUUAGUAAACAAGAUGGCGGCCGGUCCCUUGGCGUUCUGUUUCCAAGCAAUGCGCUCCUGAGCCGGAGAUCUCAUUAGCGGCCGGUGUCCGGGGUAGGAUGGCAGUGGCGAUACUCAGCCCGGAGUUCCGGGAGGAAUUCUCCCCUAUGGACUCACUGGAGAUGGCAGAUGAGAGUGCGGGGGGUUGGGAGCCUCCCAGCCCUGACAACGGAUCGGACCCCGGGGACUCCCUCAGUGACAGCGACAGCGAGCAGCAACACACCGACAUGGAGGUAACAUAAUACACACAGCCAUAUACAUAGACCCCCACACUGCCCACAGCUACAUACAUAGACCCCCACACUGCCCACAGCUACAUACAUAGACCCCCACACUGCCCACAGCUAUAUACAUAGACCCCCACACUGCCCACAGCUAUAUACAUAGACCCCCACACUGCCCAUAGCUAUAUACAUAGACCCCCACACUGCCCACAGCUAUAUACAUAGACCCCCACACUGCCCACAGCUACAUACAUAGACCCCCACACUUCCCAUAGCUAUAUACAUAGACCCCCACACUGCCAGCCAUAUACACCCCCUACACUGCCCACAGCUAAGUAUUGCUACAUAGACCCCCUACACUGCCCAUUGUGCUACAUACACAUAGACCCCACACUGCUCCACAGCUAGAUACAGACCCCACACUGCCUACAGCUAUGUUACAUAGACCCCCUGCCACUGCCCACAGCUAGAUACAUAGACCCCCAAGCUAAUGCCCACAGCUAUAUAUACAUAGACCCCCACACUGCCCACAGCUAGAUACAUAGACCCCCACACUGCCCACAGCUAUAUACAUAGACCCCCACACUGCCCACAGCUAUAUACAUAGACCCCCACACUGCCCAUAGCUAGAUACAUAGACCCCCAACACUGCCCAUAGCUAGAUACAUACACCCCAACACUGCCCAUAGCUAGAUACAUACACCCCAACACUGCCCAUAGCUAGAUACAUACACCCCAAAACUGCCCAUAGCUAGAUACAUAGACCCCAACACUAUCCAUAGCUAUAUACAUAACUCUAUAAAUACCCUGCCGGCUGACCACUGCCCAUAUAACUAUAGACACAGUGCAGCUGAACACUGCCUAUAUCUACCCACAUCUAUAUGAAUACAAUGCCCAUAUUUAUAUAGAUACAGUGCCAGUGGACCAUUGUCUAUUUCAUUAUAGUAAUGUGCUGCAUCACUGUAAUACAAGUACUGUUGCCUGACUUGUAUUUCUUUUUUUUUAAAAAUUUUUUUUUUUAACCUGCAGAAGGAAUUUGAUGGAGUUUUGCAGGAAGAAAUAGUCUCUGGUGGACUGUCCAGGUUGGGACGUUCAGCCCUUGGAAGCGAGCUUGUUUAUCUGGACUUAACACUCUGUGUAAGUAACAAUAUGAUACAAUUCUUAAACGAAAUAAAAAAUAUGUUUUAGUUAGCAUUGAUGACAAAAGGUAGGUCAAUUCAUUUCCUCCUUUGUUUUUUUUUUGUUUUUGUUUUUUUCUUGCACAUAAUUAUUUUAAAUUUUUUUUUACAUAAGUUUAGACAUUCCAUACUAGAGGACAGCCCACUAAUAGCAAUAAUUUGCACUAAUCUCUCGUUGUAGCGGCACUUUUUUCUACCUCGUAUAUCCUUUUUUAAUUUUUUUUAGACUGGUGAAUUGCCUCUUCACCUUCUCAAGGCGGCAUUGUUUCUUGCCUUCAGGUCUUUUGAGAUGUUUUUUUUUCUGUGUUAAAUGUAUGCGUGCUAAGUUUUUAGGUGUCUUUCUUUCUUUUCUUUUUUUUCUGCUCUUGGUUUUAUGUGCCCAUCUCGCAAGAGAGAUGUCGUGAAGGGAGGAGGUUCCACGAGGAGCCUCCAUGAUUAAAUUUGUUUCUUUGAACGUCAGUGGAAUGAACUCCCUGCAAAAGAAAACAAUUUUUCUUGAUUUCGUAAAAAAAGAAAAGAUUAACAUCUGUGGCAGUUUCAGAAACACAUUGGCAAUGGAUCAGAUCUAGGGAUUUCCCCCAUCUUUGUUUAUGCCCCAACUCACUCUCCAAUAUGGUUCAUAGGUAGGAUUGUCUCUCGGUGGAGAAGAUAAGACGCGGAAGGAUUCUUUUUUGCGGAGAUUUUAAGUGUUUAUUGGACCCCACUCUAAAUAGGAUUUAACCUAAAAAAAAAAGAUCACCAACGCCAUGCUUUCAAUCAUGCUAAAGUUUUAACACAUUUAGAACCAAUGGUAUUUUAGACCUAUGGCACAUGUGACAUUACUCCUGUUUCUCUUUUUCACAUCAGGCAUAUUCUAGAAUUGACUCUUUUUUUGACUGAAACAUAGCGUUAAAUUGAUCAAAAAGAUUCUGAUCACUAGUAUCCCAUGAUCCGAUCAUAAUGCAAUAGUGAUGACUAUUUAUGAGAAAUUUAUAAUAAAAAAACUAGAUCCAAUUGGAGACUAAAUGACUGUAUCCUACAAAAUAAUCAGAACCUAGAUUUGAUCAGUGAAGCCUCUGAUUUAUUUUUUAUUAUUAAAGAAAACGUAUCUCCAGACACUUCACUCUCAACGAUGUGGUGUGCUUACAAGUGUACAAUUAGAGGCCACUUAAUCAAAUUGGAUACUCAAGAAAAAUAUUCCCGAGCCUUGCCGAAUUAUAUAUAGAUCUGGAAGGAUUGGAGAGAGAAAACAGAAGCAACCCCCUCAAAGCAAUUAAGCACUAGGGUAAUGAUGGUUAGGGAACAGAUUAAGAACAUCUUAAUACAGAACGCAAACUACACUCUUGAACGUCUAAAGAGAACUACAGGGAGUGCAGAAUUAUUAGGCAAGUUGUAUUUUUGAGGAUUAAUUUUAUUAUUGAACAACAACCAUGUUCUCAAUGAACCCAAAAAACUCAUUAAUAUCAAAGCUGAAUAUUUUUUGGAAGUAGUUUUUAGUUUGUUUUUAGUUAUAGCUAUGUUAGGGGGAUAUCUGUGUGUGCAGGUGACUAUUACUGUGCAUAAUUAUUAGGCAACUUAACAAAAAACAAAUAUAUACCCAUUUCAAUUAUUUAUUAUUACCAGUGAAACCAAUAUAACAUCUCAACAUUCACAAAUAUACAUUUCUGACAUUCAAAAACAAAACAAAAACAAAUCAGUGACCAAUAUAGCCACCUUUCUUUGCAAGGACACUCAAAAGCCUGCCAUCCAUGGAUUCUGUCAGUGUUUUGAUCUGUUCACCAUCAACAUUGCGUGCAGCAGCAACCACAGCCUCCCAGACACUGUUCAGAGAGGUGUACUGUUUUCCCUCCUUGUAAAUCUCACAUUUGAUGAUGGACCACAGGUUCUCAAUGGGGUUCAGAUCAGGUGAACAAGGAGGCCAUGUCAUUAGAGUUUCUUCUUUUAUACCCUUUCUUGCCAGCCACGCUGUGGAGUACUUGGACGCGUGUGAUGGAGCAUUGUCCUGCAUGAAAAUCAUGUUUUUCUUGAAGGAUGCAGACUUCUUCCUGUACCACUGCUUGAAGAAGGUGUCUUCCAGGAACUGGCAGUAGGACUGGGAGUUGAGCUUGACUCCAUCCUCAACCCGAAAAGGCCCCACAAGCUCAUCUUUGAUGAUACCAGCCCAAACCAGUACUCCACCUCCACCUUGCUGGCGUCUGAGUCGGACUGGAGCUCUCUGCCCUUUACCAAUCCAGCCACGGGCCCAUCCAUCUGGCCCAUCAAGACUCACUCUCAUUUCAUCAGUCCAUAAAACCUUAGAAAAAUCAGUCUUGAGAUAUUUCUUGGCCCAGUCUUGACGUUUCAGCUUGUGUGUCUUGUUCAGUGGUGGUCGUCUUUCAGCCUUUCUUACCUUGGCCAUGUCUCUGAGUAUUGCACACCUUGUGCUUUUGGGCACUCCAGUGAUGUUGCAGGUCUGAAAUAUGGCCAAACUGGUGGCAAGUGGCAUCGUGGCAGCUGCACGCUUGACUUUUCUCAGUUCAUGGGCAGUUAUUUUGCGCCUUGGUUUUUCCACACGCUUCUUGCGACCCUGUUGACUAUUUUGAAUGAAACGCUUGAUUGUUCGAUGAUCACGCUUCAGAAGCUUUGCAAUUUUAAGAGUGCUGCAUCCCUCUGCAAGAUAUCUCACUAUUUUGACUUUUCUGAGCCUGUCAAGUCCUUCUUUUGACCCAUUUUGCCAAAGGAAAGGAAGUUGCCUAAUAAUUAUGCACACCUGAUAUAGGGUGUUGAUGUCAUUAGACCACACCCCUUCUCAUUACAGAGAUGCACAUCACCUAAUAUGCUUAAUUGGUAGUAGGCUUUCGAGCCUAUACAGCUUGGAGUAAGACCACAUGCAUAAAGAGGAUGAUGUGGUCAAAAUACUCAUUUGCCUAAUAAUUCUGCACUCCCUGUAGGUAUGAUAGAGGGAAUAAAGCAACUAAUGACUAAUAAACUAAAAAGCAAUAGAGCAAACACAAUGGUAACUAGGAUUACUCAGGGAAAGGAUGUCCUCCUUAGCCAGAGAAAAUAGGACAAGCUUUUCUAGAUUUUACCCAUCAUUGUAUAAUCUCCCAGAGAAACAGCUCUCCGUAGAGCUAGCAGACUUUUUUCGUAAACAUAGCCUACCAUUAGUGAAGUAGAGAGAGCCAUAAAAAAGCCCAAGACAAAUAAAGCCCCAGGGCUUGAUGGUUUUAGUAAAUGCUUUUAUGUAGCAUUAAUAAACAAUAUGAAGGGGGCUCUUGCUAAGGUUUUUAAUCAAUUUAGCAUAUCAGGAGAGUUUCCCAGUGAAAUUCUAAAAGCAUACAUAAUACCUAUACCAAAACAGGGUAAGGACCCAGAGCUUAUAGCAAAUUACAGACCCAUAUCUUUGCUAAAUGUCAAUUUUGAAAUUAUAUUUUUCUAUAUUAGCAGCCAGGUUAAAUAGUAUUAUUUUAUCAGUUAUACGCAAGAACCAGGCUGGCUUUAUUGAAAGCAGGUCUUCUGUUUAUAAUGUCAGGAGAUUCAUCGACAUUAUGGAUAUGGUCCAGUCAGACAGAGUGCCCCUCUUUGCUCUGUCAUUGGAUGUCGAAAAGGCUUUCAACAGAGUUGAGUGGGACUUAAGUCUUUUCAGGAAAUAUAUUUCAAUCUAUAAUGUCGCUAUAUAUCACCACCACUGCCAGAGUACUGAAUGGUGGCUUCUCCUCCCAUUGAGUAACGGUACCAGACAAGGAUGUCUGCUUUCCCCAAUAUUAUACCUGUUGGUAAUUGAACCUCUGGCUGUGGCAAUCAAGGCAGACGAUCAGAUUAAAGAUGUUUCGGUUUUGUCUUAUUAUUAUUAUUAUUAUUAUUAUUAUUAUUUAUUUUAUUAUUUAUAUAGCGCCAACAAAUUCCGUAGCGCUGUACAAUGGGUGGACUAACAGACACAUAAGUGAGAUCAGACCACUGACGUACAGGAACAGAGGGGGUUGAGGGCCCUGCUCGAUGAGCUUACAUGCUAGAGGGAGUGGGGUAUAGUGACACAAAGGGUUAAAGUAGGGGAAUUAAAUAGUUUGUUACAGAAGGGUUUAUUGAGUGCUUGGUAGGUCAUUUUUGACAGGUGAAGGAACGGAGUCAUGGGGUGGGGGAUGAGAAACCUGCUGACAGUUUAAUUGAUACGCUUUAAUAAAGAAGUGAGUUUUCAAAGAUUUUUUUGAAGGAAUGGAGGCUGGGUGAAAGGCUGAUUGAGGAGGGAAGGGAGUUCCACAGAAUAGGUGCAGCCCUGGAGAAGUCUUGAAGGCGAGCAUCAGAGGUGGGGAUCCGGGCAGAGGAUAGGAGUAGGUCUUGGGCUGAGCGCAGGGGUCUCGUCGGGACAUACUUGUGUAUGAGGGAGGAUAGGUAUGUUGGAGCAGCAUUAUGUAGGGAUUUGUAAGCAAGCGCCAGAAUUUUGAAUUGGGCCCUAUAUCUAACUGGAAGCCAAUGCAGGGACUGACAGAGCGUGGAGGCGUGGGAGGUGCGACCGGACAGGAAAAUAAGCCUCGCAGCCGUAUUCAUUAUAGAUUGCAGCGGUGCAAGCUGGGAACAUGUAAGACCGGUGAGAAGGGGAUUGCAAUAGUCAAGGCGAGAGAGAACAACAGCAUGAACCAGUACCUUAGCCGCGUCCGGCGUUAGAUAUGGGCGGAUGCGCGCUAUGUUCUUGAGUUGGAAGCGACAGGAUUUGGCUAUCGAUUGAACAUGGGGAGUAAAAGAGAGAUCAGAAUCAAAAAGAACUCCUAGGCAGCGAGCCUGGGAGGUAGAGGUGAUAGUAGCGCUGUUGACUUGGAUGGCGACAGACACGGGAGUAGCAGCACUUGAGGGAGGAAAAACUAGAAGUUCUGUUUUUGAUAAUACGCAAACAAUGUAGUACUCACAAUUUGUGAUCCGAUUUAUUUCCAUAGAUGAAAUUAUGGCAAUUAUUAAUGAUUUUGCGUAUAUUUCAGGAUACAAAUUAAAAAUACAUAAAUCUUCCGUUCUUUCUGUGAAUCUAUCUCCACAGACAAAAAAUAUUUUGUUGAAUAAAUAUGGGCUUGACUGUCCAAUAAGCUCUUUUAGAUGUUUAGUUGUUGAAAUAUGAAGUGAUCUCACCAAACUAAUGGCUGCAAAUUUUCUUCCACUAUUAAACUACACUAGUAAAAAAACGUAACAAAUGGAAAUCGAGGGAAGUGUCGUGGUGUGGGAGAAUUAAUAUCAUCGAAUAUCAUAUCCUUCCAAAGUGGAUCUUCCUUUUCCGUAUGACCUCUGUGCUCUGUCCUAACAGUUGGUUAGACUUGGUUCAAUCUCUCUUCAAUAUGGCUUGCAAAGCACUCCCGUAUUAACGCACACUGUUUGCCACUGAAACUGAAUCAAGGGCGGCUAGGAGUAACACAGAUAAAGAACUAUUGGAAAGAGUUCACUCUAGGUCACAUCAUCUACACUCCAUUUGAUAAUGUCUAAGAUGAACCAUGGUAUAACAUUGAAACAGAUAUGUCUAAAACUGGAGUCGCAAAUACAGACUUGGGGUUAAUAUUCUGGUAGACAGGAGGGGAAAAAGGAAGGGACACAAUAGAGCCUCUAAGUGCAUAGUAAUCAAAAACCUCUAACAGAUGGGAAAAACUCAAAUCUGAUUGCCAUCUCGAAGAUAAAAUUAUCUCAGGGUUAACUUUAACCCAAUAAAACAUUUGCAGCUGGAUAAAUUCUGGUCUUUCUGAAACUGGAAACUUAGUCAAGGGAAAUAGGAAAAGGGAUAUUAUGUCUCUUAGUAAAGACAACUGUUUGUACAAAAGAGAAAUCUUUAAUUACAUUAGGAUAAAAGGCUAUCUUCUUAACCACUUGGUUUUAAAUAAGUCUCCUAAACAUGACGAAUUAGGAAAAUUAAUUAAAGGUACGCAAUUGAAAAUUUUGGUUGCUGGCUGUGUAGAAUUGAUUGGGAGAGAUCAUGAUAAACUUAUUCUACCAGUAAUACAGAAUGUGGGAGCGGGGCCUGAAACUUAACAUUAGUAGUGAAGAAUGUAUCGAUUCUUUGGGAAUGUUAUCUUAAUUUAACCAAGGUUCAUUUCCAACUUUUAUAUAAAUGGUAUUUAGCCCCUAGCAGGUUGUCUAGUAUGUAUCCCAAUGCCUCAGAUCAUGGAGAUGCUUUCUCUAGAAAGGCUGUUUUUUACACAUAUGGUAGGAAUGUCAACUUUUGCAACUUUUUUUGAAAAUGAUCCAUAAUAAAAUCCAGAUUUUACUUAAAAUCAAUAAAAAAAUGUCACCGUGGUUUCUUUUUACUACAACUAAACUUUCAAACAACUCUUGGCCCUUCUUCAUUGAUUGUUUCCCACAUCUUCAUGCGGCCAAGAUGCUAAUAGUGAGGAAUUGGAAGUCGGAUUUUGUCCCACGUUGGCAUCCAGUCAAAGAACAAAUAAUUUUUCAGAUUAAAAUGGUGAUGGUAUUAAUAGGUCUUUAUACACGGAGUAUUAAAAAAAUGGUUAUGCAUAAUAGCAGGGCUUGACAAAUUUGCUUUGAUUCUAGGAGCCAGCUAAAAAAGUUAGGAGCCAUAUUUUUUUUUUUUUAAACCCUGCAUAGUUUUAUAUUCAACGACAAAAAUACAAUUCUUAAAGGGACACGAUAGUCACCAGCUUAAUAUAGUGGUUCUGGUGUCUAUAUCCUGUCCCUGCACGCUUUUCAAUGUAAACACUGACUUUUCUUAGAAAAGGCAGUGUUUACAUUGCUUCCUUGUGACACCUCUAGUGACUGUCACUCAGAUGGUCACUAGAAGUGUUUCAUGUGUCAGUGCUGCAGCACCUACAUUCAGCAUCUCCACAUGCUGCAUUGAGGCGCUGAAUGUUCCCCACAGAGAUGCAUUGAUUCAAUGCAUAUCUAUGAGGAUAGGCUGAUUGGUGCAGCGUUUUGCAGCCAAUUCUAUGGGAACACAUUUGGAUUGACUGAGACCAUCAAGCUUGAUGAUCUCAGCCAUAGAGGCAGGGACAGUCUAGGGGAGACCAGCAUGGCAUGGGAGAAAAAAAAGGUGAGUAAAAACUCCAUUCCCUUGCGAACAGAAGGGGUCUGGUAACCUAAACACACACCAUGACAGACAGAUACCAUGACACCUACACACAAGCAUAUACCAUGUCAGACACACACACAAGCAUAUACCAUGACAGACACACACACACACACACGCAUAUACCAUGACAGACAGACACAAACCAUGAGAGACUGACCCAUACACUCACGCACACUUGAUAGACACUCACGCACACCAUGAGACAGACACUCACGCACACCAUGAGACAGACACUCACGCACACCAUGAGACAGACACUCACGCACACCAUGAGACAGACACACACACACACACACAAUAUGAGAGACCCAAAUACUCACACUAUCACAGACAGACAAUGCCUGUGGGAUCCAGUAGGCGACCGGCUGGGUGCCCGUGGAGGUGGGCAGCAAUUGGGUGCUCGUGCAGACGGGCAGCUGGCGGUGCAUAUUGUUGCCGAAUGAUGUCAUAUUUCGGCCCCAGUCUCCCUAUGCGGCACACAGGGGAGCAGAGCAAAGACAUCACCGCUCCCUCGCCGCCUGCCUGUACGGGCACCCAACUUGCCGCCGGCUUCCUAAUUCCCCAGCCGGCCUCCUGCUGCUGGGCUCACAUAUCCCAGACGCCAAGGCCAAAUUCCUAGGCGCCAUGGCAACCUGGCACUUGGGAUUUGUCGUGCCCUGCAUAGAGAAAUUCUAAAUGGCGCACCCUUCCUCUGACAUUUCUUACUCGCCUUUCUGUUAAGUGAUAAAAGAAAGGGAUACAAAAAAUCUAUUUCAUGGACUACUCUUCCGAACUUUCCUGGCUUCCUCCUGCGAGAUAGUUGAUGUCAUGUUUUGUGGUUGUUGUUUUGUAUUUGUGAUUUUGUUCUUUGUGCAAGUAAGAUUGACGCCUAAUUUGUUACAUCUACAAUUUUAAGUGUUUGUAUACCAUUAACGCUAAUAAACAUUAUAAAUAGAAAAAAAAAAACUUUUUGGCUUUGGUCUUUCUCUCUUUGGCUAUGAGCUUUUCAACUUUAGGUUUAGCCCAUCUGACCGCUCUUUUGCAAGCCCUAUUGGCAUGCUUAUAUUUAUUAUAAGAUGCAAUUGACCCCUCUGAUUUAAAGGAUCGCUAUAGGGUCAGGAACACAAAAAUGUAUUCCUGACCCUAUAGUGUUAAAACCACCAACUAGCCACCCUUGGCUCCUCAUGCCUCCAUAAAUAUAGUAAGAAUCUUACUGUAUUCAAGCUUGAAGCUGUAACUCUGCAUGCUGUUAGACUCAGGAAAAACAAGCAUCAGCAGAGGUGGUAGCCUGAUCCAAUCGCAAUGCAUUUGCGCAAUAGGAUUGGCUGAGACUGACAAGGAGACAGAUCAGGGGCAGAGCCAGCAUGAUUCAAACAUAGCCCUGGCCAAUCAGCAUUUCCCCACAGAGAUGACUUGAAUCAAUGAAUCUUUAUGAGGAAAGGUUAGUGUCUGCAUGCAGAGGGAGGAGAUACUGAAUGUUUGGAUGCAUUUUAGGCAGCCAUGACCCAGGAAGGAUCUCUAACAGCUAUCUGAGGAGUGGCCAGUGAAGUUAUCACUACGCUGUAAUGUAAACACUGCAUUUUCUCUGAAAAGACAGUGUUUACAGCAAAAAGCCUGAAGGUAAUGAUUCUACCCACCAGAACAAAUUCAAUAAGCUGUAGUUGUUCUGGUGAUUAUAGUGUCCCUUUAAAUGUUUUCAAUGCCAUUUUCUUAUCCUUUAUCAUUUGACGGAACCUUGUGUUAAGCCAUAUUGGUUUUAAUUUGCUUAUUUUAUAUUUAUUUCCCAGUGGUAUGUAUUGAAAAAUAUUCUUUUGUAGAAUUUGUUUAAAGACAUCCCAUUUAUUAUUUGAGCUUUUCCAGUGAAUAUUUCCUGCCAGUCAAUUGGUUGUCAAAAUGCCCAUAUCCUAUUGAAUUUAGCCUUUUAAAAAUUCAAUGUUUUUGUACAGCCCAUGUCAUAUUUGUUUAUUUAUUUAUUUAUUUAGCUAAUCUCAAAUGAUACCAUAGUGGUCACUAUUUCCCAAGUGCUCCAUAACUAGAAUGUUUGAAAAUAAAUCAACAUUAUAAGUAAUUACAAGAUUUAGACAGGCGUCUCUUCUAGUUGGCACUUCUACUAAUUGAGACAUUAACUUAUCGUUUAUCAGGUUCAAAAACCUGUUUGCCUUAACUGUACUAAAUGUCUCUCAAUGUUUGGAUAAUUCAAAUCUCCCAUGAUUAACAAAUUACCCAGGUGUGCAGCCUUAUCAAUCUGAGAUAGCGGUUGCUGUUCCCCAUCAUAUUCCUAUUUUUCCAUAGUCCUGGAAAAUUCUACAGUGGUCAUCACAGUUACCUGACUUGAACCCCCAUAGAAAAUUUCUGGUGAGGUUUGAAGAAGGGGGUUGCAGCAAACCCAAGAAUAUUACUGAACUGGAGGCCAUUGCUCAUGAGCAAUGGGCUAAGAUUCCACAGGAACACUGCCUGAAGCUAGUUUCUGGCUUUGCAUCUCAUUUGCAGCUGGUCAUAACAGCAAAAGGGUGCUCAACUAAGUACUAAAGAAGCUUGUCAUGAAGGAGUUGAAUAAUGUUGAGACUGGAGAAGUCAUUCUACGUUGCAUUUUCAGUUGAAUUUGGGGAAACUAUUGAAGCAUUUGUUAUGUUGAGCUAUUUCAAUUGCUUUUGUUUGAUUUGUUCUUUACAAACAGUGUAAAUUCUGUAAAUAUCGACAAUAAACCUGAUUUUCAAUGAGGGUUAAAGGACCACUGUAGUGCCAGGAAAACAAACUUGGCUCUCUAGGGUCUUUGGGUGUCCCCCACCCUCUGGGUCCCCCUCCCGCCAAGCUGUAGGGGUUAAACACUGGGGGACUCUCCUCCUUUGGACGUCAUUGGCUGAAUGCGCACGCACGGCAAGAGCUGCGCGCGCAUUCAGUCAGUCCAUAGGAAAGCAUUCUCACUGAAAAUCACAGUGAGAAGCACGGAGGCGCCUCUAGCAGCUGUCAAUGAGACAGCCACUAGAGACUUGAUUAACCCAUAUGUAAACAUAGCAGUUUCUCUGAAACUGCUAUGUUUACAGCAGGCAGGGUUAAGCCUAGAUGGACCUGGCACCCAGACCACUUCAUUAAGCUCAAGUGGUCUGGGUGCCUAUAGUGGUCCUUUAAAUAAUUUUGCUUAAACUGUAUUUGUAAAAAUAUAAUGCUCUUUAUUAACAAAUACUAUAAGGUAUGUAAUGAAUUUAUAACUUUUCAUGCGGCUCUCUGAUAAAUCUUGUUGGUUUUUUUUAAUGUGGCCCUCGGAUUACCUAAGGUUGGACAGCCUUGGUUUAGACCAUUGUAUAUCAAGAUUUAAAAAAAAAAAACAACUUUAACAUCUGUAUCUUAGUCUUCAGUCCUGUUUAAACUUAUUCCUACAUCACUUAUUUAGUGGCAACAAAUUCAAAUUUCCUGUCCCUUUAAACUUUUUUUUUUCUUCCCUUCCCUUUCUUUAUAGAUUGAUAGUUUUGAUAUGUGAGUUGAUCCUUUUUUUUUUUUCUUUUUUUUUUAUGCACUGACAUAAUGUGGUUUAUUGCAAACCAGACAAAAUAUUGGUGUAUGCAAAUAUGUAAAAAUAUAGCAAGCAUUUAAUUGGCUGUGUUAAAAUAUAAACAUGAUUACAGACUAGUUUGGUAAUUGCCUAUAAUGAGAAAACACUGGCAGUGUGAUUUGAAAAUGCCAUCUUUAUUCUCUUAUCUCGCAGAAUCGUAAUUUAGCUGACAUCCACAUUCUCUGUAGAUAUACUCACCUGCAGAAGCUGGAUAUCUCCUGUAAUGGAAUUAGUGGUAUGUAUUUUUAACUCCAGCUGGUAAACUGACAUGUGUUUUCAGUAUAUGGUUCUGGGCAUAACUGAAUAGUGUACCCGUCAUGAUUACCUUUGCAGAUUGUUAUCAAUGUAGUUAGUGCUGAGUUUAAAAGUUGAAAAUACAUAUUUGGGCAUGCAGUGGCCCCAUAUGUUUACAUUUAAUUAUGCAAAGGAAUAUGGGCAGGGUAUAAUAAUUAAAAUAAUUAUUUUUGGGUUGAAUGCACCUCUAUACUUUGUAUGUAUUUUAUAGUUAUAGCAUUGUGCUAGUUAAAAGUGAUAGCUAAGCAAUUUCUCCUCACUGGUUCCUGGUUGAUAAAACGGCUUUCUUUCUGAACGGUGCAUUGAUAUGGCAAACACGAGUAGUGGUGACCCCACUAGUACUGUGCAGCCCACACAGGUGUAAUUUUUAUUCUACCCGCCUCCCAUCCUUGGAUGAAUGGGGUUGCUGAUUUUAACAUUAGCUCUGCCUAAUUACACAUUGCAUAAUAAGAAGAGGAAGCCACACUCUUUCUCCUAGAACCUAGGUGCUACAAACCAAGGGCAAGUAAAAUAGGAUGGUCCCGGCACUCGAGAUAUCACAUUAAACAGCUUUAUUGGAAGUGAACAAGAAAUGCAACAUGUCGGCCUACACAGAGGUCAUUGUCAAGCUUGACAGAGGCAUCUGUGUAGGCUGAAAAAUUUCUUGUUUAUUUCCAAUAAAGCUGCUUAAUGUGAUACCUGGAGUACCUGGACCAUCCUAUUGUCCAUGGGCAGCCGCUGGAAUUUUUCCAGGAUGGAAGGGGGGGGGCAUAAUUGUAAUGACAUCCAUGCUUGGUCCCUUUUUGACAGUGUCAUGAAGGAGAUGGGGCAUAGUCAUAAUCACAUAAAGCCAGGGUGAAUAGUGUUUUCACAACUAUGGUGUCAGGAAUACAUGCUUGUAUUCCUGACACUACAGUGUUCCUUUAAGCAAAUUAAAGGAACAUUCUGUUCACCAUAACAACUUCAUCUAAAUGAAAAUGCCAGGAGGCCCCUAAGGCAUCCUCCACCUCCAGUUCUCCAGGUUGCUCAGUGGUAUUCUGCUUCUGAAACAGAGUGUCUGGAAGUGCAGAUUGACGUCAGGCAUGGAUGCCGCAGAUUGGCUAGAGUGGUCAGCUGACGCUCUAAGCCAAUCGCUGGUUCAUACAUUUUUUUUUUGUACUUUUUUAUGAAUGGGGAGCUCUAGCCAAUCAGCGGCACCCCUACCGAGCGGCACUCUGUGCUUCCUGAUACUCAGUAAAUAAAAGUCAACACAUUAACACUGAUAUUUUUUUUUUUUUUACCUGGGGAGAUGAGAAGGUCCAAAGUUUCCAUGCCAGGCCCAGGUAACAAAGCCUUAUGAUGUAGUUUCCAGAAUAAAGUGGAGGGUUUACUUCACUUGUCCUUCCUGCUCCAAUCUCAUUUUCUUCUCCUUCAUUUGACACAGUCUUCUUUUUCUUCUGACACUGUCUUCUCUCCUUCUUCACUUUUCUGCUUCUUUUGCGCCCUUUUGCUCCUUUCUCUUUCUGAUCCCUUUCUGCUCCUUCUCCUACUUUAUACCUUUCUGCUCCUUCUGUUCCUUUCUGCUACUUCUGUUCCUUUCUGCUCCUUGCUGUCCCUUUCUGCUCCUUGCUGUCCCUUUCUGCUCCUUGCUGACCAUUUCUGCUCCUUGUUACACAUUCCUCCUUCUUGCUGACCCUUCCAGCUCCUUGCUGGUCCUCUCUGCUCCUUGCUGUCCCUUCCUGUUUUUAUCUGCUCCUUCUCCUACUUUAGCUUUGUGCUCCUUCACCUUUGUGCUCCUGUCUUUUCCUGCUCCUGUUGCCCAUUUCUGCUUCUUGCAGACCCUUUCUGCUUCUUGCUGACCCUUCCUGCUCAUUUCUAUUUCUUUCUGCUCCUUCUCCUACUUUACCUUUGUGCUCCUUGCUGCCCCAUCCAGCUCCUUGCUGCCCAUUUCUGUUCCUUCUCCUACUUUACCUUUGUGCUCCUUCUGAUUCUUUCUGCUCCUUUACCUUUGUGCGCCUUCUGUCUUUUCCUUCUCCUUGCUGACCCUUCCUGCCCAUUUCUGCUCCUUCUCCUACUUUACCUUUGUGCUCUUUCUGCCCCUUCCAGCUCAUUGCUGACUCUUUCUGCUCUUUGAUGCCUCUUCCUGUUCAUUUCUGUUUCUUCUCCUUUUGGCUCCUUCUAGUACUUUACCUUUGUGCUCCUUGCUGCCAUUUCCAGCUCCUUGCUGCCAUUUCCAGCUCCUUGCUGCCAUUUCCAGCUCCUUGCUGACCCUUCGUGCUCCUUGCUGACCCUUCCUACUUUCUGUAGGCUGUCUCCCCCAUCCCUGUUCCUUUGUGCUCCUUCAUCUAAUUUACCUUUGUGCUCCUUGCUGCCCCUUUCUGUUAAUUUCUGUUCCUUCUCCUUUGUGCUCCUUCUCUUACUUUAUCUUCCUGCUCGAUUCUGUAGGCGGUCUCCCCCAUCCCUCACUUACCUGAUCUACAGGCUGCCUCCCCACCCUCCCCCCAAUUCCUCACUUACUUGAUCUGUAGGUGGAUCCCCCUAUCUCUAACUUACUUGAUCUGUAGGCUGCACACCUGCCUUUCAGUCUUCUCCUGCAGUCACUGCGGGAGGGAGAGCUAGUCAUUUAGAUGAUUAAAGCACUCUCCAGAGCCCCCAAAGUAUUUUUUACAUAAUCAUUAGAAAGUUUAUUGUGACAAUCCAAACAUCUGCACUGUCAUAAAGGAGUUUAAAUAAAAUAACCUUUUCAUUACCAUGCUUUAGAGUUUGUUGUCAGUACUGAUAUGUGCUUUUUUUUCUUCUUUUAUUGUUUAUUUGGCAGAUGAUAGAUAGUACUAUUGGGAAUACUAUAAGGGGUAAAUAAUAUAUUGUAACCUGGCAGAUACUUAGGUGAGUAUUUAGGAUAGGCAGGUAGGUUGUUACUAUUUUGUUACAUAUUUGUUUAAUGCAGCUGACAUUAAUGGGAAGAAGGAUAAACAAGAAGUAAUGAAAUGCCCCCUAUUGGAAUAAAAUAAAAUUAAGUCUUUGUGCCCAACUGCCUGUCUGUUACAGUUACAUUCCCUCUAUAUGACUGUAGAUUUGCUUAUACAUAUCCAUAUACAUAUAACUGAGGUCUGGAGAUAUGCUACCCUUGUUAUCCUACCAUAGUAAUAUACCGCCCUGAAUUCAUAUUGCUGCCUGAAUGAUAUACUUAUUAUGUACACACUUAUAACAAUUCUGUUUCAUUUGUUGCUUUGUGACAGACAUUGGUUACACGGUAUUAGUUAAUGUAUAAAUCUAUUUCUUAAGACUUCAAACUGCAAUACUAUUAAAGGUUUUUUUUCUGUUUUUUGUUCCGUAGAUCUAUCCUGCAUCAGUUGCAUGCCAUUCCUGACCGAACUCAAUGCCUCUAACAACAGGUUGAGCACCUUCUUUGACUUUGUGCCACCUAAAAAUCUGAAAGUAAGUUCAGCUUUGAAGAAAUAAUGUCAGAGGUUAUCACUAGCAAUGCUAUGGAGUCGUUGGUUGGACUCAUCCUUGGAGCAUCAUGGCAAAUGUAUUCGCAAACAUCUGAGGCUACCUAUUGCUGCAUACAGUGAAUCAUUCACUGUGACAUAUCUUCUAAUAUUCAAUACAGAGAGUAAAUGUUCAUCAACUUUCCAAGUGUUACACCUACAAUGGUUAAUUGUGUUACAUACUUAGCAGUUAUUACUUCUGUUACGCCAUUAGGUCUCUAAUUAUGGUAUCCUGCAUAGGACCAAACAGUCUGCAUGCCAAACAAUCCAAUCCAAGUACGCAUCCCAAUGCAGUAAAAGGCUUCAUACAGCAUAGUAUGCUUAUUAUCAGUAUGUCUUAUGACUUACUCAUCCACUAAACAGCAACUCCAAAGCUCACAGAUUUUAUUAGUUUUUUUUUUUUUUUUUAACCCACCUAAUCUAGGCAAAAAUAAUGGGGGUUUAGUUACAGUAUAUGAUCAUACAUUGCAUAAGCCUGCCACAACGUCAAUGUACCCCAUCUUUGGCAGGUCCUACUCUAACAGCCUAAUGUCUGCUCUUAUGAGAUUAACUCACUUAUUUGGGGGAUUUAUUUUUCCAUCUACGAUCGCUCUGCAAUACAAGGACCUGCCCAAGAUGAUUAAAUCCGUCUGUUGUGUCAUACUUUGGUUGUUUUACCACUCUGCGUUUUUGUUUUCUGUUUCUCUAGGUGGUGGAUCUUUCAUUUAAUCAGAUUACAGAGAUGAAGGAUUUAUCUGUUCACAAAAUGCUGACAAAGCUGAUAAUAAAUAGUAUCCUUUUCAAAGUUUUAGAAAGUAACAUCACUUUUUUAUUUUUUAUUUUAUUUUUAUUUUCACUUGCCAAUGUGUAUGCAUCAGUGUAUAAAGAAAAAACAGGGAUGUGACAUCUUCUCCAUCAUAAGGCAUUCUUAUCUUUCUCUUUGGUUGUAUUUUCAGUAUGUUAACCUAAGUGAUAGAUAAAAUCCACAUGGGCAGAAAGGAUUGGAUUUAUGCAUAUAAUUUAUCAGUAAGAUGAUUAAUAGGGACAUAGUUGAGAAAACGGAAUUUAAAAAAAAAAAAAAUUUACGUUAACAAAAUCUGUUGAAUAGGGAAUUUUUCUAGUGCAGUUAUUUUGACCUGAAUUUUGAAAUGUAGUUUUUUUUUCAGAAUUAGAAGGGAAAAUAUAUAUAUAUAUCUCUAUAUCGCCAACAUAGCCUGUAGAGCUGUACAAUAGGAAACAGGAUAAACAAAGCAUGUGUAACAUGCAGAAGCACUAGUUGAAUAUGGCUCUGCCCAACCUAGCUUUAAAAUGAUUCACUGUUUCUUGAAUAAACACAAAAGUAAGUUCCCAAGCCUAUCACCCUCUUCCAGUAUUAAUAUAUUGAGGGAAUAUUAUAAAACAGAUCAUAUAUAUAUAUACAGUAACAACAAUAAACAGUUCUGGAAAAUAUUUUGACCAAACUUAUAUAUAGCAAAAUAUACCUGUUCUGUGAUGUCUGUGAACAUCAUUGUUGCGCAAGAUGUCAUAUAAUAUUUUUACAACCACUAGCCUGUAGAAUUUACCAGCAUGCACUGGUUCCUAAUGUAAUCGGUUCAGGAAAUAUUUUUACAACUCAUUGAUACAUCGAUAAUAGUUUAAUAUUCACAGAUAUAGCAUGAAUUGAAUCCUCUUUAUCGUCUGUGUAAUAUUUAGUAUUGCUUGUUUGCCCUUUAUACUUAUUAUAUAACAGUAUUAUAAAAAAAGUCUUAUCUUGACAUAGUUCUCUCUCUAGCUACACUGACCAGCAAAUUUGUAAUUAAAGUAUGCCUCUCAUAUUAUCCAACACAUCCAACCAAGUCAUAAUAUUUUUUUAUUUUCUGGAGCUAUUGUUAUAUAAACAUAUUAUUUCCUUGAAAGCUUUUAAUUUUUACAGAUAAUAAUAUACAGCAAAUAAUUGGUUUGGAAAAGUGUAGCAGUCUUUCUCACCUGAACUUGGCUCACAAUGGAGUCUCCAAUAUGUGUGGGUUUGGUAAUUUACCCAUAAAAACCCUCAUUCUGGUAUGUGACAUCCUAUGUGUCUGUAAUAUGUAUCCUGUUAUAUGAAAUGCUAGAUCAGUAGGGCUCUAGUGGUAAAUACAUUAAACACAUACAGUUCUGCAGAUGUUUAACUCCUUUCACAGUAAAUCACUGGAGAUCCCUACUGUGUAUACAGUUUUAUUUUAGUGUUUUCAAAGCUCUGCAUUUGUACCAGUUGGGGGAAAAAGGACAAAUACACAAUGUGUGUUUAAUAUUUAAAGUGCUUGAUCUUGUUCCUGGCUAUUUUAUUCAUGUGCUGUCAUAUCCCCAGCCUGCCAGUAGACACUUUGUUCUUCUUUUCCGUGAGAGAGAAUAUUUAGAAAUACCAGGAAGAUAUAAAAGUGAUAUGUGACCCAAGAUCCAAUGCACUUAAACAACGAUAGUGUGUGCCUGUGUACACAUUUAAUGUCUUCACAGCCUCAUCUUGUUUUACGUUAUCUUUCUAGAGUGCCAACCAAAUUAAGAACAUCACUGGUCUAGAAAAUCUGAAAACCUUACAAGUUUUGGACUUGUCAUGCAAUCAAAUCUCCACUCUGGAAGGUCUUGAGGGUUUGGAGUUUCUGCAAACCCUCAACUUGGAGGAUAAUGAAGUAAGCUAUAUUAUUUUAUUUCCACUAAACCGAAAAUUAAAACCAUUAGUGGUGAAAAAGGAAAGUAUUUCUAAGUCUUAUUGUUCUGUAUUCUCAUUCCUUUUUAGAUCAGUUAACAUUUUCCCUUCCUAAACAUAUUAUCUCUAUCCUUGCACUUAUUUUACUACUCUUAUUUCCACAAUAAAAGUUAGACUGUUGACUGCGAGUCCUGUUUUUUAUUCAUUUAUUUUAUUUUGUAAUUUUAUACAUUGAAGUAGGGUAAAACAUUGCCUUACACAACGCCCCCCUCCUGCUGGUCACUGCAUGUAGCGUGGAUAAGCUGCAGACUGUGGUAGAUAUGCUUCUGUAACCUCUACCUGGUCUGACAAGAAGUGCUCACUGAGAGCACCGAACUGCUUCCUGUCAGACCGGGUAGAGGAAACAGAAGAUCCUCCACGGAGGUCUGCGGUUCGGCCACGCAACAUGAAUACAUAGAGGGAGGUGAGCUGACACAAGGGGGAAGAGAAGAGACCACAAAGUGUUGGGGGUGGUGAGUCAUACUGAAGAUCGAGGAUGGGGGGGUGCACAGAGAGGGCGGAAGUGGGAAAGAGGAACACAGAGGACUGAGGAGGUGGGUGAGGCACACAGAGGACUGAGAGGGUGAAGAUGCUGGGGAAGUGUAAAAAGAGACACACAAAUGAGUGGAGGUAGAAAGUGGCUGGGAGGAUAAAGAGACACAUAAACAAGGCAAAUUUAGUUGGUUUUUUGGGGGGGGGGUUGCAAGAAGCUGGUCUUGUCUAGGGUACAAUAUAGUCUUACACCGGGCCUGACUGUAUGUAGGAUUUAUGUUUGAGAGACAUGUUCUCACAAGUUGUAUCAUGUAAUUCUUCACCGGCCAUCUCUGAUAAUAAACCUCUUAGUAGUGAAAAUAUGUCUGAUAUGUGGUUUCAAAGGUACUUCAUUAAGCUAAAAGACCAAAAUAGUGUAUGUGUAGAUGGUAAAUGACAGGUCUUUAUUGUGCUAACAAACCGUUGCACGAGAAAAGCAGUGGAGCCAGUAUCCAGUACCCAGAUCUUCUAUUUUAUCAACCGCUAGUGUUUGCUUAACUAAUUCCGAUGAAGAAAUGUGUUUGUGAAAUAUGCAUGUUAUUUAAACAGAUAUGUGAAAAAUCUGAGUCUUUAUAAUGAAUCUUCAGGAAUAAUGGCUUUUUUACAUAUAGGUAAUAACAUGGCAGCCAAUCAGGUGAAUCUUUUUUUUUUUUUUUUCCAUACAUGUGUAAGUGGGGCAUAAAAUGGCACUGUCGUGGUUUUCUUUCAUUCUUUCAUUUUCCCUUUCCUUACACCUCUUGUGUCUUUUUUCACCUCUGUCCAUGAUGUCUGCAGAUUGCCCUUUUAUGAGAUUCUUUCGACUGAUGGCUUGAGGGUAAAUUAGCACGGCAACUGAACAGGAACUUUGCAUUAGCCCUGCCCAUUGGAAAAAAUUUCAUUAUAAAACCUGCAAAGUGACAGUGCUGCUUUCAUGCAUGUAGCGAGAGAAAAUCUACAGCAGAAUCUUAUCUUUUAUUCUUUUAUCUCUCUAUUUUAUUUUUAGAUUUAAAGUGCCACAAAAAAUGUGUUUUUAAAAAUGAAACCCCUUUGCAGCGGCUCACAAUCUAAAGGUGAAUGGGCCUCCAGUGAAACCUGCAAAAAAGAAUUUUACUUAACUGGAAUCUAGUGCGGGGGUAAAGCUCCAGGUGCUGAAUUCUUUGCCCCCUCCUACUUACAGGGGCCUUGUGUGGUCCAGUAACAUGCUUCUAAGAGUGUCUUACCAGGUCAAAGUGCACGCGUGGUCUCAGGGCUGGCAUAGUGAGCGAGGAUUUAAACAAAACGCCGCCGAUACUGACUCCUACCACCAUGACCACUUCAAAUCACUGACGUGGUCAUGGUGGCUGGAUUAAACCUUAAGCAUGGGAUGAUAGUGAUCCACUGGCACACACUAAAAAGACAAUACAAUGAUGACGGUUUGUCUGCAUGUGUUCUGGUUCACUGUGCUGGAUAGAUUUAUUGAUAGAUGGCUUUGUUUGAGAACCCAGAUAUAAACAGAGCUCAAAAAAGUAUGGUUAUACUGUGUUUAACAUCUAUAAGAAAAUGUAACAAGGAGGUUGUAGGAGUCAGAGAAUACGUGUUUAGUACUUCAGAGUUACAAUGGGAGAUGUGUGCUAAACUCCUGUGCAGCACAUUCAGUUUUACAUUUAAUAUCAACUUUAAUUAUUUAGUUUUUAAUUUUACUUUAUAACAAUAAUUGUAUUUGUAACCAGUAAAGCACAAUUCACUGUGUGUAUUUUAUUUAUUCUGCUGUCCACGUAUACACUGCAAAUCAUAUAUUCUGUUAAAAACACAGAAAAGGGAGUGCAUGAAAUACUAAUAUAAAAUACUAACAAUGCUUAGAUAUGUAAUAGUAUAGCAGUCCCACAAAAACAAGAAUAUUCCCUAAUUCUCAGUAAUUAAAAUACAUUAAAAAAAGUGUCGAUGCUUAGUGACUAAUCCCCUGAAAUAGUAUUCCGAGGUAACACUUAAUAUUGCUCAAAUAUAUCACAAAAUUCUAUCAAUAGUAGAGUCCUGGGUGGUCUAAUAUAAAACUGGGUACUUGGGUGUUCCAUUUCAGUAUUCACUUCCAAUAUCAUACUUUGUUGCAUACAAUGUAUCCUUUUUCAAUAACGUUGAAAGAUACAAUAAAACAUAUAUAGUGUAAUACUAUUUAAUCAGAUAUCCCAAACCCUACCCCUCAUAGGACCUCUUACAGGAUGCAAAUGUGGUUACUGUCUCCAUUAGCCACUAUAUAAGUACAAAUCACAGCAGCAUUCCGAGUUACUGCUCCACCGGUGUGUUCCAUGCCAUCAGUCUUCUUUUAUUGCGGGGGAUCUGUGUGUGGUCUGGGGAGAUGCUGAAACUCCUCGCCGCUGUAAUCCUUGUGCUGUUACAACAGUUCACAAGCCGCUUUCACAUCAACUCCACCGUUGCGGAUUAUUGUUGAUUAUUCACUAAGCGCUGCCACUUGUUUUUAUAUAUAUACUUGUGACGAGACCAAUCUCGCCACAUUGCAUUGGAGAAGCCUGGUUGCUCGCCUGUUGCCUUUGGAUUAUGGCCCCAUGUUAAAAGGCUUGAUUUUCCCCUGCAAAGACAUGAAAGCAGGGUCAUUUGGUGCUUGCCCUGUUUGAGCGGUGAUACCCCAGAUAGCUAUGCCAUGGAGCCCAUUCGUAUAAUGAAAGACUAUGGGAAAGACUUUGGCUCCAUGGCAAUUGAACUGUAUGUGUGCUCUGAGCGCCAUUCAGUAAUAAUGUGCGCUCAGAUCUGAGCUAUCUGGGGAUAUGUUGAAUGUACCUGCUUUGUGCAAUGGCUGCACAGUUAUAUGUUUUUAUGUGUUUUAUUGUCUUUUGCUGCCAUGUGUUCAAUGGAGUUUUGCCUCUGUCCUUGGAGAUAAUUGGAUUACUUCCCAAUUAUCUCCAGGAUAGAAGACUCUGUGGAACUGGUUUUGGGCAGAAAAGCCAUGCUUCCUUUGGUCACAAAGGACUACGAUCUAUCUUGUGAACCACAUUUGACAUAUGUUUGUAUUUGGAGUAUGCUGAUUCUGAAAAUGUAAGUUUUAUGUGAAUGUGAUGCAUACUUUUCAAGUUAUGAAUAAUGUGGAAAAAAUGUAUUUCUCUGUUCGUUAUAAUUACAUUACCCAUUGUGUAAGGUAAUUGAAUCACAGGCAGAGGGCAGGAUUUUGUGUGGGAGUGUCUGAGUGUAUUGUAUGUGUUUAUUGGUUGUGUUCCAAAACCCCGUGGGUGGUACUAAUGUGUAUAUAAGAACAAUAAACCCACAGCUCUUACUGUUCACUGCUUGACCCUCAACACGGAGCUUUGUCUCGUUCUUGGGGGGAUUUAUUGUAUGCUGUUCCAGUUCGUCUGCUAGGAGUGUAAACCUAUUCGUAUGGUUUUUCCUAUUCGGCUGUUUACGGCAUUCAUAUGGUUUCCUGUUUGGCGGAUUGGUGUUCUGCAGUAGCUGUGCCUGUGUCUCUGGAAGGGAAGAUCUACUAAACAGCAAUUAAAACCCUUUUAUGCCUGUGGGUGCCGUUACAAUACUGUUACACAAAUCGUAAAAUUUCUAGCUAGGCCUUAAGUUAGUUGGCACUGCAAGCCUGGAGUGUCUAUUGCACACUCAGCAGGGGUAACAUCAUACAUAUUAGGGUAACAUUUUUAAUCUCCAGUUGCUAAAAAGUGUGUGUGUGUGUGUCUCUCUCUAUACUCGUAGCACAUGAAUUAGAAUUUUGUAUAAUUCUUGUCACCAAUGGUUUGUGUGCAGUUAUACAUUUUAUAGAGCAGAGUAAGUGAUGAGAACCGCACCCAGUCCCAACGGCCAAGGGUGCUCCAGAGCAGGACCAGCAAUCCCAGUACAAUAAUCCAAGAGGAAAAAACUCACAGGCACUCCAACUUCAAGCCGCAGGCAGAUUUAUUAUGACAGAAUGCAACGCCAUUCUGUCAUAAUAAAUCUGCCUGCGGCUUGAAGUUGGAGUGCCUGUGAGUUUUUUCCUCUUGGGUUAUACAUUUUAUAGACCCAUACCAUUAUUUAAAGUCCAUAUUUAUGUCACUUGUCUUGCUUUGCAAUCAUUACAUAUUUGAGUGUAGAACCAGAGUUACUUUCUUGUGUAACUGUUGAUUUUUUUUUGAUUUUUUUUUUUUUGCUUGUGUUGUUUUUGAAAGAAUGCACUGCAUUCUUCUAAACUUUGCAGACAGGCAGUUUGGAAUAGUCUACAUGAAAUACGUUUUUUAUUUUUCCUAACAUCCAGGUGUCAAACUUUAGAUAAGUUUCUCCUGCUCCAUGUACUGCUCAAAAUCACACUAUGGUUUAUUAAACAGGUUUACUUUGGAAUGACACAGGUGAAAUAAAACAGACUGUGAUUGUGAAUUAACUGCCCUGAUGUUUAUUAACAUUUUCUCUAUUCUCUUGGGGUCCUGGUGUGCAUGGGUCCAUUCACUGAUAGGUAAGAAUUCCAUUCCAAUAUCCUAUUACCUAUUCCAGUAUAAUAUGGUUCCGGCGUUUCAUAUUUUCUGGAAUUUAAACAGUAUUCAAGAGGAGAUUGUGCAUAUUUUAAAUGUAUUUCUGCUCACUUCUGAGUCUAUUUCAUUAACUGAUUUUUCACUGUUGCAUUAUUUUGCAGAGACUGUCCUGGUGAUUUACUGUGUAUGUUAUCCCUUGCUGUCUACAGGUUUGUCAAAUUAGUGAAAUUGCCUAUUUGGAAGAGCUUCCUCUAUUGCAUGUGCUGAACCUGUUAAGAAACCCCAUUCAGGUGAGUGAGUGAUCGUCUGCAUUCCAUUAAAAAUUCAGAAAAGAAAAAAAUUUAUAUUAAAGGACCACUAUUGGCACCCAGACCACUAAAGCUCAAUGAAGUGGUCUGGCUGCCAAGUCCCUCUAAUGUUAACCCUGCUGCUGAAAACCUAUCUCAAUGAGGAACAUUCAGCACGUCCAUGCAGAUCUUGGAGAUACUGAACCUGGGUGCUGCAUGUGGUGCAGCAGUGACCCAGGACUCUCUAGUGACCGUUUGAGUGACUGUCACUAGAGGUGUUGCUUAGCAGCGAUGUAAAUUCUGCCUUUUCGCAGAAAAGGCAGUGUUUACACUAAAACGCCUGCAGGGACAGGAUAUAGACACCAGAACAACUAGAUCAAGCUGUAGUGGUUCUGGUGACUAUAGUGUCCCUUUAAGAAUUGCAUUUUCUCGUUGAAAAUUAUUGGCUCCUAACUUGUUUAGCUAGCUCCUAGAUUUGAAACAAAUUUGUCAAGCCCUGCUUUAAGUGGUUCUACUAAUCUGAAAUAAGAACCUAAAUUUAGAAGAAAUAACUUUAUUGUAAAAACUACGGGGAAAAAUAUGUUGUUUCUAUUAAACAAUACAGGUGCAUGUGCUAAGCUGAAAUCAUAUUAUAUCCUAUAGAUCAUUUAUUAUUAUUUAUAUAUAGAUGUACUCUACAAUUACAGGGGAUUUACAGUAACACUAGUCAGAAAUGUGGCUUCUCAAAGGAAAUUAAUUUCAUAACCCAAAAUGAUUUAAAGGUCAUGUCUUACUGGAACUUGGGACAUAUGGAAAUUCCCAAUCCUUUAUUCUGAUUUAGUACCUUUUUCCAUUCUAACUCCAUGUGGAUCAUUGUUAUAAGCUCUCCCAUUUGCUUCUGGUAGUCAGCAUAUAAAAGCACACAGAAACAAGGAGAAAUUAAACAAUACUUCCAUUUCUCCUCCUCCUCAUUUGCAAUGUUUGUUUGACAUUGCCUUGUAUGAAUUGGAUCAUGGUGUAAUUUGUUUGCUAAAUGUUUAAUAUUAAUUUAAAGGAAACAGAGCAUCUUAUGAAUGAAAGGCUCACACCACAAGUUAAAAAGGUCCCCUAAGUUAUAGGGGACCGAGUGUCACCAGAACAACUACAGCUUAAUGUAUUUGUUUUGUGGGUAGAAUCGUUCUCUUCAGACUUUUUGCAGUAAACACUGUAUUUUCAGAGAAAAUGCAGUGUUUACAUUACAGCCUAGUGAUAACUUCACUGGCCACUCCUCAGAUGGCUACUAGAGGUGCUUUCCUGGGGCAUUACUGCUCAGUGUGCAACAUUGCCAUUCAGUGUCUUCACCGUCUGCAUAGACACACUGAACUUUCCUCAUAGAGAUGCAUUGAUUCAAUGCAUCUCUAUCAGGAGAUGCUGAUUAGCCAGGGCUGUAUUUGACUGGCUCUACGCCUGAUCUGCCAUCUUUACAGUCUCAACCAAUCCAAUGCUUUCCUAUGUGAAAGCAUCGUGAUUGGCUCUGAACACCACUUCUGAUAAUGUCAACCAAUCAAAAAUAAGUGGAAUAUUGAGGCAAGUAAGAACAUUUUAUAUGAAACUGGUAUUAUUGACUUUUCACUAUCACGCCUAUUCACAGCUUGGCUAUUUAUGUUGUGCCAUACAGAUUUAAUUCACUAAGAGUUAGAGUUUAGUGAAUAACCCUUAAAUAUUAUAUAAAACAAUGAAAAUUUGAAAAUAAGAUAUACCCAGACUUAACUAUAACACAAGCCUACACAAAUUACUUUACAAAAUUAUGAUAUUGUAUCCUGUGCAGGAACAAGCAGAAUACUGGCUGUCAGUGUUAUUUAUGCUGCAGAGGCUAACUGAACUCGAUCUGAAGAGGAUUAAAGUAGAAGAGAAGGUAUUUGCUUUGUUUAAGUGCCUCUUUGUAGUUAAUACUUAUAUUGAUUAACCUUUUAGGGACCGAGGCAAUUCUUUAUUUUUUUAAAAAUUCUUUAUUUUUGGUGCUAGUUUGCAUAUUACAGGCACAUUUAUUUUGCCACAGCAGUAUAAGCAGGUAUUAGCAUAGUAACAGCAUGACAUUUUUCAAGCGUGUCAGUCAAUUAUGCUGCACAUUUUUUUAAUAUGGUGGUCUGUUCGGUUAUGUAGAGUUGGCCAUCACAUGGGACAAAUACUCCUUGCUAUUUGUUAUGUAACGGCUCUGCUUGUUGGUGGAGUCUGCCAGGCUUUGAGCUCUUGGCCUUGUGAGGGUUUGACUGUGGCGCGGGUGCUGGCCUUUGGGUGUGGGUUGUGCGUGUGACUCAUUGGGCCCUUUGCCUUGUCAACAGGCUGGCUGCUGGGAUAUGAGUGCUUGAGGGAACUUAACAUCUACGAUACCCUCUCCUAGCGAAGGAGAUAUAGCUCCUGGGGGUGUCCAAAUUUACUUCUAGAUUAAUAACCUCUCCAGGUAGCUAUUGGAUAGACUGUGUGAUAAGGGCAAGUGUGGUGUGGGGCUUGGGGGUUAGCCCUAAUGUUGUGUCCGGCUAGACAUGGUUCUAGGACCGUAAGCUGAACCCCUCGCACCCUUGCAUUCGCUACCCCGGUACCCUGAGGAGAAGGGGGGGGGGAUGGUGUUAUCGGAUCCCAUGGUGAGCACCUUGUGUGCCAGUUAAGUGUCUCAGCCACACAGGGCGGGUGAGGUACUAUUACCUUCCCGCAUAGGUAUUUAGGUACAAUAUAUUGGCAGGUAACGAAAAGUGCAACUGACUAACAAAACCUAUUGAAAGAAGGAAACAAUAAGUAAUACAUUGCAGCGUUAGCUGGUCAGGUACUGUUAACAUUUCAGGUCGUUGGUCUCUUGUCUCUUCUGGGCUUGAAUGUGGGUAUUUCAGCAACAGUCUGGGAGUGAGUGCGAGGUAGUCCCUCAUUAGGGGUGUUUCGUGAGGAGAGGCCCAGUGCUGCUAGUGGAGCAGGAGCAUCUGCCUGUUUUGUGGCUUUGUAUGAUUUCCCAUCCUUUGUUACCCACAGUGAUCUUGGAGUUGCCCAUUGGUAAGUUAGGCCUUCAGUUUGUAGAGUCUUUGUGAGGGGCUGCAUAGAUUUAUGCCAUAGCAGUGUGCCUCUGCUUAAAUCUUGGAAGAAGGAAUUUUGACAUACUUCGAAGUCAUAUGGUGACUUCCCUUUUAGUGCAGCUAACAGCCCCAUCUUGUCGGAUAUCAUUUGGCAUCUAAGUGUAAUGUCGCGUGGUGCAGUAGCUGGGGCGUGUGGGGACUUAGUGAUUCUGUACACCCCAUCAAAGGUGAAGUAUUUGGCUUAUCUCGCUGGCAGGAGGGAGGCCACUAGUCAUCUUAUGAAUUGUGGAUUUUAUUUUGCUACCCAAGAAGGGUUCUAGUACAAUGGGAUCCCUGUUCCCCAAGUAUAUUUGCAGAGGGAACUGAGUUCUACUGUGCACUGCAUGUAGUACUGGAACAUUUAUAUAGACAAUGUGAGCGUUUUAAAAUUGCAGAGAAGCAAAUGAAAAAAGAUCUACAUUAAUUUUUUUUAAUUUUGUACAUUGUGCCUGGCAAUAGUAAGGAGAGAUGGAGGACCAUUUUGUGUGUGUGUGUGGGGAGCGGUUAUAUGUUGAUAGGAUACCUUGGUGUAGACAUUUACACACUUGAACUUGAAUGUUUAAGAGUGUGAUGAUGUAAAUAAUGGAUUGUGGUGAUGAAACUGAAGAGCCUCCAUACUUCUUUUUUUUAGUAUUUGACCCCUGUACCAAAAAUACAACGUAUCAUUUAGUAUGAUUUAAAUAUACAAAAAAUGGAGGUAAAAAAAGAAUUAAAAUUUUCAUGAUUUUAUGUAUAAUAUUUUUUCACAACUAAAGUUUGUCCUCCUAUGCCUAGGCUUUCAAUGUAUUUUUGUUCAACUGGUUUCACAGUACAGGGAGUGCAUUACUGUUUCAGUUAUAACAUUUAAAGAAUUUAAUAUGCAGAACUUGUUCAUAGAGGUCACCAAACUCUUAUGUAUUCAUUUAUUUAUUUUGUGUGUAUGUGCGCAUGGGAACUUUUCAGACCUGCUAUUAACGGGGACCUCUGGGUGUAAAUCACUGUCAGAUCUAAGCAUCAGGGAGGCAAACACUCGGACUGUGUGGUCAGGCAAACAGGGGGUGACUGAAAGGCUCUCCGGUUCCCCCAUGAUAUCCUUAGUACCCGACAAUAUCAGUGAUGAUGUUGCAGGCACAUGGCCAAAAGUGAAAGUUUGCAUUUUUAAUGAAAUGUGACAGCUCUCAAUUAUAUUGUUUGUUACAGCCAGAUGAUUAGCUUGGGCCAAUAAAUCUAGCCACUUCUCACAAUGGAACACCAGGUAUUAAUAGCUACCUGGAUCUCCCAGUGCACGUAGGGGGCACCAGAACUGCAGGAUGUUCCAUGCUAUCAUAAGCGACUUUAAAGACAAUUAUUUUCAAGAUAGAAUAGAAACGGCUAAGGAUCUUAUGAGGCCAAAGUGAUUGCUUAAUAUUUUAUGAUUAUUCCCAAGUAUAUAAAUAAUCUGAAGUUUACCUGAAAACUAAACAUCACCUUGGCCAGAAUUUAAUGUUUUAUAUUUUCAGUCAGUGUUGACUCUCUAGAGCAGGGGUAGGCAACUUUCAGCACACCAGAUGUUGUGCACUACAUCUCCCCUGAUGCUUUGCCAACAUUAUGUCUGUAACAGCAUUAUGGGAGAUGUAGUCUACAACAUCUGCAGUGCCAAAGGUUGCCAACCCCUGCUCAUUUUAACACGAUUAGCAUGCCUCUCAUCAUAACUGAUUUUGGCAGGGCAGUCAUGAUUUUUUGGUCCUGUCCCACGGUCUCAACUUUGUUUUCUGGGGUCCUGCUUUUGGACCAACAGUGCUCUGUGCCUGAUCUGACAGGCAGCCUGGCUUUUAUUUAAGAGUGGGGAAAAAGUCAAAUGAUGUUAUUAGCAGCAGGGGUAGGAGUUCACAUUACCCUUAUGCCCAAAACACAAGUUUUUAUAUGUUUACAAUAACAAAAUCAUCUAUAUUAAUACAAAGUAUUGUUUUAUGAAAUCAUCAAGCUAGAAUAAAAUUUACACCGAAAUUCAAACUUCAUUUAUUGUGUAGUAGAUCUUCAAGUCAUUGCUAGCUAUAAUAAAACCAUUUUGUUUUGCAAUGUGAACAUGAAAUGACCAGGUGGCAGCAGUGAAUAAGUAUGACCCUCCACCAGAAGUGAUUGCAGCCCGAGACCACAUGGCAAAUGUUAUGUACAGCAUGAUACAGCUUCAGAAAGUUCUUGACAGGUAAACUUAAUGUGUUGUUUGCAAACUAAUAAUUAUUCAUCAUGAAAGAUCUUUCUACUUUGGCCAAAUAAAGGCACUCGUUGGAAAGGACAAUUAAUGUGAAAGAGAAGAAAGCUGUAAAUUGGGGCAAUUUAAUUGGGUAAAUUAAUAGGUUUUAGAAUCAAUGAGGAGCAUUUUGUGCUUAAUAUCAACCAAAACUAAAAGUAGGGACAAAGCGUUCCUAUUCACAGUUAGUUACAAUGCAUUCUGUGUACCUGCUGUCCCAGUUAUAAAAGAUCAGUAUGCUUUUACUUCUAGAAAAAUGUGGUUUCACUUCACAACACUGGAAGGUAAAACCUAUAUACUUUGCAGUGCUAUCUUUAUAUUGCUUUAUAUCAUAUGAAAAACAACAGUAGCAUCAUUGGUUUAUUGAUCAAGUUAAUUAAUGCAACUUAUUACUGAAUAUAUGUAGAAUAAAUGCCAUUGGCAAAGAAGUGGAGUCCUUCCAUUACAUUAAAUUAAAUGUUGUAUUUGGGGUCUUAUGGUAAAGGCAUGCACAAACCCAGCUCUCUCUAGGACCAGUGAUCUAGUGAAUCUGUAAUUUGAUAAUUUACUGUAGUCAUAUUGCCAAUUCUACAUGUCAUUUUUAUGGAUACGCCAUAAAGCUAUGGAAUAGUGUCUUCUUAACACAUUAACACACAGUCAGUGAUAGCGUUAUAUCGACUAACAUGUAAACUUUUUACCCUAUCUCCAGAAAUACCCUGUUGUACAUCAUGCCAUUUGUAUGUUAUAAAAUAAUCUUUAUAAAAGUCUUAGGCGAAAUAAACACAUAUAUAAUAUAAUAAUUACUGGACCCCUUAUGCUUUUUUAGGUUGUGGUUGGUAUUGUCCUCUUCUAGCUUGUAGAUGUCACUAUGAAAAUUAUCAUUUUCAAAUUUUAUUAUGCCAUCAUCUUAUUAUUUUGUAUCUAAUUUAUCUAAGCUAAUAAAAAAAAUUAAAAUUUGAAAAUGAUAAUUUUCAUAAUGACAUCUACAAGCUAGAAGAGGACAAUACCAACCACAACCUAAAAAAGCAUAAGGGGUCCAGUAAUCAUAACAACCUGAAAAAAAGGAAGGCAAAUCAACCAUACAUAUAAUAUGAUAUAUAUUCUAUAUAUGUGUAAUAUCCAGGAGGGAGUGUAAUGCAGUCCCAAGAUAAAGUUGGAGCAUUGAUGAUGUCCAAGCAAACUCCAAAUGCAGUCCAAACAAUAGCAGACAAGCGAAUAAAACCCACUUCAGACCAAUUAGACUCAAUAAAAAUACAUACCUGUGUGUCUGUAUGAUGAAAUUCUUAACCAAAGGUGGGAAUCACACUGGUAUAAAUCCUCACAGUCUUGUAUUCCUAGUGAAAUGGGAAAACUCCACGAAAAAAGAAAGGGGAGUGUAUUAUAGUGAUGGGAGGGGGGCAGCGUGUUAAGUUGGGGGGAGGGCAGUGUAUUAAAUUGAGGGAGCGAGGUGGCAGUGUAUUAAAUUAGAGUGGUGGGAGUUUGGGCAGUGUAUUCAGUUAGAGUGGAGAGAGGGGGGGCAAUACAUUAGAUUCGGGGGAGGGGUCAGUGUAUUAGAGUGGGGGAGGCUGUGUAUUAGAUUUGGUGGGCAGUGUGUUAGUUUGGGGAGGGCAUUGUAUUAGUUUGGGGGGGAUGAGGCAAUGUAUAAUAGUUGAGGAAAGGGGGCAGUGGAUUGGAUUUGGUGGCAGUGAAUUAGAAUGGGGGGUGUUUUAGAUUGGGUCUGCACGGAGGCGCUGUAUGUUCCCCAUGGAGAUAAUGAUUGGCUGCACUGCCCACUUUUGCCACACAUGCACAGUAGCCUCCCAAUGCUUUCCUGUAGAAAAGCAUUGCAUUGGCUGAGAUGAUCUCAGCCAAAGUGAUGAACACACUCCUAGUACUUCGAAAUUAACAAGAUAACAUCAUUUGUUUUUUUUACAGCUGUGCAACAGCAUACAUUCAACAUUACCAAACUUUUCUUAAUAUAUCAAGUUAGUUGGACUAAAACAUUGGUUAUAUGGAAAUACACAUCUCCUUAAUAAAUUUGGUCUUUUGUUUACUUUGAAGCUCUACGAGCAUGAGGACUCCAGUGUCAAGCGACUUUUUUUAUACUGUACUUUUAAAAAUAAACCUAUGUUUCUAUGAAAACUGAAGUUUUUUUUUUUUUUGUAGCACCCAUAAACUUAAACCUUGUUUAUUUGGCCUGUCUUAGCCUAUGAAUUUGACAUGCUUUUUCUUGACUGACCCAAUUAACAUCUAAUCUUCUACAAAUGUCUCACUUUCCUGUAUCCUGAUUUCCCUUCUCAUAGUCCUCACAUAUCUAUAUUCCCCCAUCAGCCAUAGUCCCCACCCUUCACUGCGAUAUCCACUCUAUAUUCUAUCCCACUAACUCUAACCAUAUUUCCACCAGUCUCAGGUAAAAUCUGCCAUACUUCCUGCUUCUCUAGCUAUGCUUCUCCAAUCAAAUCCCAUCAUCAUAUUUUCAUUCCCUCAUUGAAUAAGCAUGUCUGUAUUAACUCACUCUGCUCUUUGCAUCUGCCAGCCAGCGUAGGAAGAGAAGUACAGAGAGGAAGAGAAACAGAAACAAUGUUUUUGUUUCUCCUGCUUCAAUGCAAUAUAUCCUGCUUCAAUGCAAUAUGUUCAGGACUGAACUGGAUUGUGAUGUCAAUUCCUGAAUCCUUUUAAAAGAAAAUGGAACAUCACAUUAAGUUAUGUGAUAUAAAUAAGUAUUUUGUGCUUCCCGAUUUCCAGCAAGUUUUACCAUUGCCUUGAACAUUUCAUUCAUUAACUUCAAAUGGAGAUACUUAAACUAUGUUCUUGUCUUGCAGUACGUUGCCUAACUUGGACACCCCAUACCCUAUGCUAGUGCUUACUGGGCCCCAGUCCUGUGGAAAGAGAGAAAUGGCACAUCGGAUGUGCAGGGAAUUUAAGGAGUUCUUCCGUUAUGGGUGAGUUCUAAUACUUUCCUAUUUAAAUUGUGGGGGGUUUUUUGGGACUUUUAUUUUUUUAAUGCAUGCAAUAUUACCACUUGUAAUUGGUAAUUUGCAAUUUUAAACAUUGCCACUAGGUGUCACUUCUGCCAUACUCAUGGUGAUUUAAAAUCACACAGAGCUAGCCCUAUACUGAUUUCAAUGUAUAUGCAUUGAAUAUAAGUUAAUCAAUGUACAAAUAUCACAAAGCUAAGUUAAUAAACACUCAUGGACAUGGAUAAUUAAAAAAAAAAAAAUUUUUAAGCAGAGCAUACCAUUGGGCUUAAUGUCACCUAUUUAUUACAAAGUGUAAUUCACAUUACUUAAUGCACAUAUGUGCAUGCACAAGGGAGUGCAAGCAUAUGCUUGAAAUCAUAUGUAAGUGACCGUGAGAUGUUAAAAAUGAAAUGCAUGUCAAAGAUAACUUUAAAAAUAUAUACGUUACUCUUAUUGAACCCUUUCUGAUUGAUUGCCUACAACAAGUUGUUUGUAGUUAUACAAACAUGUGUUACAUAUUAGACAUGAGAGAGUGAAAAAGUAUUCCAGUAAAAUAUUCAGCCCAGCACUUGCAGCAGAUGGGUUCAUUUAGUAGUGUACUCUUCAGCUUUGUGGGAAUUUCAACCUAUUUAAACGUCUGAACAAGAUACUUGAAAUUAAAAGCAUCAUAGAUCAAAUUAAAUAAAGGAAUAGCUAACCUAAUUUUCUCUAGAACUAGUUAUGUGAUCCAGGUGCAUCAUCUUGUUUUAUUUGGACCAACUCAUACAUGUGAAAUUAAAAAAAAGGCAACAUAUCCCACCCGGGUUUGAAAACCUAAUCGUAUUUUAGUAAAAUGUAAACAGCACAUCCCAAUCUUCUUUAAAGCCUUUUGCUCACCAGGAAUGGGUUGAGAUGUUUGAAGUGAGGUGGAUGCUUCAUCUACAUCAUAAUAAUAUGUGCUUGUUAGCAGAAUGUAUGGCAUAUGGGCCGGUGCUUUUAGAUAACCUUUAGAUAACUUCAGCUGAACCUUACUACUUGCAAUGUUUUAGAACUUAAACAAUGAUAAUAAAAUAUUUUUUUUCAGUAAUUGUAACAUUUAGCUUUAUUAACAUGACAUUGGCUUGAAAAUGUGUGGGCAGGGCAGAUUGCAGCAUUGUAAUGUAUUGCACAUUCAUAGUGUUUUUCAUUACAUAAUAUUGGCUACUUCAUCUCUUGCAUAUUAUGGUUGCUGAAGAGUACUGUGUGCAACUCGAAAGUUUAAAAUACUGUACCUGCAGGAACACUCAGGUUCUUUCCAAGGAUGAUAACCUAUACCGGGUAACUGACUGAUAAAUCAAUCUUAUCUAAUAAACCCGGUAAUUAACUGCUAAUAAAAUCUUAUCUUAUUCACCAGGUAUUUGCCUGAUAAAUCAGUCUUAUCUUAUAUACCAAGUACCUGGCUGGUAAGUCGAUCUCGUCUUAUAUACCAGGUACUUGGCUGGAGAGUUGAUCGUAUCUUAUUCACCAGGUACUUGCCUGAUAAAUCAGUCUUAUCUUAUAUAUCAAGUACCUGGUUGGUAAGUCGAUCUCGUCUUGUAUACCAGGUACUUGGCUGGAGAGUUGAUCGUAUCUUAUUCACCAGGUACUUGCCUGAUAAAUCAGUCUUAUCUUAUAUACCAAGUACCUGGUUGGUAAGUCGAUCUCGUCUUAUAUACCAGGUACUUGGCUGGAGAGUUGAUCUUAUCUUAUAUACCAGGUACUUGGCUGAUAAAUCACUCUUAUCUAAUAUACCAUGUACACACUUAUCUUAUAAAUGCAUCUUAUAGAUGGGGAAAUCUGAUGGCAAAAAACAAACUAGAUGUCUACGUUUGUAAUUUUUUAUGCGCGGCCUUAGGAUCACCUAUCUCACUCAUGACAAUGUUCUUUUUUCAGCCCAUGCCACACCACCAGGAAUCCAUACUUUGGUGAGGAGAAACGUUUUGAUUACCAUUUUGUCACACCAGAGAUGUUUGAAGAUAUGACUUGCUCAGUGAGUAGAAUGCUUUCUUUGAUUGAUUCUUUCUUUCUUUCUUUAUUCAUUAUCUUUUAAUAAGAUUGCCCUUUUCUAUUAUUUAUUUACCAAGACUGAAUUCUGCCAGAAACUGCAAAUGUCUGCAGUACAUGUCAGUGUCCCCUGGCCAUAUUGCCAUAUGUCAUAAUGCUGUAUAGAAUGCUGUUAUCAUACUUGUUUUUGUUCCAGGGCCAGUUUAUCCUGACUAUGAAAUAUAGUGGUCACUAUUAUGGACUAAGCCGGGAAGCUGUUGAAUCUGUUGCAAGGGAAGGGCUUGCUUGCUGCACACACAUGGAAAUUGAGGUAUAUGCCACAGUGCUACAGGAAACAUUUUCAUGGUCAGCAUUCCAAGCCCAUGACUACAGUCAACAACAAUUAGUUGCAAAUUCUAACUAUUGCUUGAUAAUUAAGUAAUGAGGUGAUGAUUAGCUAGCUGUUGAAGUGAUCACAAUACCAACGUUCCUAUACUUUUCAACCGCACUUUUAUAUCACUUUUUUGGGGUGCCAUACACUCACAUAUCACGACAAUUCGUCAGAAGGAGAGUCAUUGACACUUGGCAAAGUCACCCCUUGAAAGAACUUAGUCUUCAUUAACCUAUGAUGAAAUGAAAACAUCAGUCAAUUUUCUUUGUUGUUGAUAUUUGCUGUUGGCCUAUCAAGCUCUACAUUGAGUGAUUAAAGGGACCCUCCACUGCCCACAUAAGCUAAAAAAAAUGUAGAAAUCUCUAUUUAGUGGAUAUACUUCCAACAAAUUAAUGCAUGCAUGCAUUCAUUGUGGACAUAUAUUAUUAAAAGAGCUUGCAAAAGCUGCAGUUCUUAUGAACUGCAUCCUUUGCAAGUUCUCCCAUAUUAUCCCGGAAGAGACAAACAGUCUCUUGAAGGGGAAUUAGGUUUUUGUCACUGAGAAUCCUCUGAAGCUCUGAGAAGAUCACACAUGUAUGUAAGUGUCUAACAAUAUUUAUAUUUCUUCAAUUUGUUUCCUCAUGGUUCUCAGUAGCAAAGACAGAGAGCUAAAUUUUGCUAAUGUGGAAAAUGUAUCACUCAUACAAUCAAAACAUGUUAGGAUGAUUAAAAAAUGCACUGAAAUUGGUGCUUUUGAAAAGGAAUGUAGGGGAGGGGCCAAAAACACUAUUGACAAGCAGGAAAAUGGAGUUAAUGUGAUACAAUGGGUUAAAAUAUCACACAUUAAACAGGAUCUGCUUGUCCAUGUAAUGGCAUUGCCUUUACAGUGUUUAAUAAACAUUCUAUAUCUUAGUUAACAUAGAUGACACAUUGUUUCUCGACUCAGGGUGUAAGGAGCCUGAAGAAUUCAUAUUUUGAGCCUCGUUAUAUCUUGCUCCUCCCAAUGAACAAAGAGAAGUAUGAAGGGUGGCUGAGGAGAAAAGGCUUGUUCACCAGACCUGAGAUAGACGUUGCAGUGUCCAGAGUAGACAUGUACAUUAAAAUUCACCAAGACUGCCCAGGCUAUUUUGAUGCUGUGAUCAAUACAGGUAACCGAAACAAAAUCCAAGAAUGAGAUGUAUGUAUGUUUUGUAACAUUGGUUUUUCGUUUCUAUGUAUAUAUGUAUGUGUACAGUAUGUUAUGUAUGUAUUUAAUAAAGUUAUCAUAUUCUAUAUUUCAUGUAGAUGAUUUGGAGGAAGCAUAUACUAAAUUAAGACAACUAGUGAAGGAGUAUCUGGGUCUGACAGAGUCUGAUCAGUCAACUCACAUUGUAACUGCAGCAGGUGAGUCACAGUUUCAACGUGAAGGGUAAAUUAAUACUAUGGAUGGUACAUUAACAGUCUUACAGCACACAUGAAUUGUGUGAAAUAAGUUAAUAUAGUACCAGGUAUUCUGUGUUCAUUUAUUCAUGAGCUGAAUUCAGCAUUGCCAAAGAGCUUAAAAUUAUGCAUAUUGCAGCACUUCCUUCAAAAGGACUUUAGAGUUUAUUAAAUACACACUCCAGCAUUUUGAUUAUUUUCUAUUCAUUCAAUAUGCUAUGAUAUAGUUAAUAGAGGGGAAAUAGUGUGUUUAAAAGUAGCUUCACUAAAAGUCAAAAUGUUUCAAGUAUACAAAAAAAUAAACUACAAAUUAUCAAAGAGAACUCAGAUGAAGCUGGACAAAUGUUGCAUACGCACCCUAUAUUCCCUGCUCAUGUUGUCUUGCAGUCCUACAGCAACCUAUGAAGAAAAGUUGCAAGUGUUCUAAGAACUGUGUUUCCACUUUUCUGUGGAUCAUGAUUGGCACUCUCACUAAUCAUUAUAUCUAGAAAAAAACAGGAAAAGGAUGACAAAUUGCUAACCUUUUGGUAUUAUGCACACACUUUUUAUUUAUUUUUUUUACAUACAAGUUGAUUGCCAUUUCUGGUUCUGUAAGUUCAUCACUAAUGCUUUACUUAAUUUCAUAUGUGAUGAGCAAUCUUAGAUUAUCUCUUUUAGCAAAGGUUCAUUCAUUUGUUUCCAAAAUAAGACUCCCUUUUUAUUUUCUUAUCAGAGCUCAUGCUAUUGCACCAUAUGAAAUUUCCCAAGCUUUGUUUACCUUAUCAUAAGUCUUUUGAGCACUUAGCUCAUUAUUAGGAAAAACAUCAUGUCAUUUAACUUUAGUUGCAUUGUUAUAUAUAUAUACUCAUUAGCAGAAUCCAAUAUGGACACAUAACAUAUGCCGUGUCCUAUAUUUUAAGAUUUAAGAAAAUCAUUGACUGGAUCUUCACCGAAUGAAAGAAGUAAACCUCCUCAGGCUGAAGUAAACAAUGAAUUUCUAGAUUCUGCUGCCAGGAACUACUCAGCCAGAGUCUCUGCAAAAUUAUCCCCACAGAAAACCUCAGUGGUAAGGCGUUCUCCUGAUGAUAAUACAUCAACAUGUAGAUUAGCUUAUAAUGAAUCGACACGUAUGUUUCAUUAUUAAUAUUCUCCUAGGAAGAAGCUUCUGUACAGAGACGUCAGUUGGCAGCCAGGCAGGCAUUAGCGGGGAAGACACCAGGAACGUAUACUCAGCUGUUCCAAAGGUAAGCUAAAAUGUGCACACGCAACGGGUUCACUGGUAAUGCUACAGCCCACUUCUAGAUGGGGUGCUCCUAGAUAAUUAGUACUUGAAAAUGGAUGAAGCUCAAAAAAUUAAAAACAUUGAAAAUGUAAUAAAAAUAAUAUUUUUUGCCUUUAAUUGUCCCAUUUGUGCCGGUAUCGGUCUCUUUGUCUCUGUUCUUUGUCACUCACGCUAUUUCUUCUUGCUGCUCUCGUCUCUACUUUUUUCCUGUCUUGGAUUUUUUAAUGAUUCUAAUUUUCCCUUCAUUAUUCUCAGUCAAUGUGGUCACUCCUCCCAGGUCCGGCCCAAGGCAUUGUACUGCCUGGGUCAAAGGAUGAAAUGCUGCCCCCUCCUCGAACAAAACCACACCAACCAAAACACGUACACGUCCAUUAUUUUAUGCAGUGUGUGUAGUGUGUGUAUUGUGUAUUUGUGUAGUGGAUGCAGUGUAUUGCAUUGUGUGUGGGUAUAAUGGAUGCACAGUGUGUGUAGUGUGUGUGUGUGUAUGUAUAGUGGAUGUAGUGUGUGUAUAGUAGAUACUAUGUAGUGUGUGUAUAGUGGAUGCAAUGUCUGUAUAUAGUGGAUGUAGUGUGGCUGUAGUGUGUGUGUGUGUGUGUAUAGUGGAUGUAUUGUGUAUGUGUGUGUAUAGUGGAUGCAGUGACUCUGUUAAUUAAAUGCAUGCUGUGUGUGUUUGUGGUGAUAAGUACAUUUGUGGGGGUGAGCAAUUUAUUUUAUUCCCUCCCGAGCUUCUUCCCUGCCUGCCUCUUACCUGUGGGCAGAGAGGUGUGAUACAUGAUUCCAUGGUGGUACAGUGAAGAGGGCCUUGAGAGUGAUCUUACAUCCCCAGCAGCAGCACGCAAUGCAUGCCGGAACAUUGCUAUGUCCACCCAUGGUAACACUCUUGCGGCUAGAUAGAGAAGAGCAUCUGUAGCUGCUGGGGAUUGUAAGAUCACUCUCAGGGCUCCCUCUUCACUGUACACACCAGCAGGGCCCGGAACAGCACAAGUGUAGAGUGGUAAUCGUUAUAUGUGCAAAUAGGCGGCCCGGGCUCUGCUCCAGAUUACUUAAAGGUUAAUUUUGCCGCCCCUGUCACAGUGCCACUGGGGCCAAUAGACAGGCCGGCCCUGACUCCUCCCAUGUAUGGCUUUUUGAUCCAUCCAAGCUUUGAUACUAAAAAUAUCAUCAUUGUGAAAAUGAGGAUUCAUAAUGUAAUACUGAAUAUUCCACCAGCUAAAUGUAAAGAUGCAUACCAUUGUGUUGCACCAGUCAUGUGGUGUUCAGACCUCCCAAAUGCGGCACCACACCAAUUUCUCCAGUCAGUGUGUUUCUGCCCCUUUUUUAUGGUGAAGCAUCCGUGCAUUCACAUCAUGACAUUAUCGACAUGGAAUUGCAUUUACAUUUUGGGGGCAUGGAUAUUAUUGCCCCAAAUCUAUAAAUACCUGUUUUUUGCAUUUGUUCAUUGACCUGUUGUGGUUACCUUCUGAUCCCAAUAGCGCAUUUUUGAUCUGUGAUUUUCUGGUUUCCCUAUUCGGCUUGUCUGAUUAGUCGAUUAUCCAUGCUCUUUGACUGGGCUUGGCCUAUCGUCCUUGUGUACUUCUGGAAUCCCUGACCCUUGCUUUGUUUCUUAACUUCGCUAUUUUACCUACUGUAGGCAUUGUGUUAAGCCCAGUCACAAUAAGGUCUGAUAAUACGCUGCUAUCCUUUGUUCUUCUCCUUGGUCAGUAUAGGUUUAAAGGACCACUCUAGGCACCCAGACCAUUUCAGCUUAAUGAAGUGGUCUGGGUGCCAGGUCCAGAUAGGGUUAACCCAUUUUUUUUAUAAUCAUAGCAGUUUCAGAGAAACUGCUAUUUUUAUAAAUGGGUUAAGCCUUCCUCCAAAGCCUCUAGCGGCUGUCUUAUUGACAGCCACUCGAGGCGAUUGCGUGAUUCUCACUGUGAAAAUCACAGUGAGAGCACGCAAGCGUCCAUAGGAAAGCAUUGCAAAUGCUUUCCUAUGCGACCGGCUGAAUGCGCGCGCAGCUCUUGCCGCGCGUGCGCCUUCAGCCGAAUGGGCGGAGAGGAGGAUGAUCGGAAGAGGAGAGCUCCCAGCCCGGCGCUGGAAAAAGGUAAGUUUUAACCCCUUUCCAGAGCCGGGCAGGAGGGGGUCCCUGAGGGUGGGGGCAUCCUCAGGGCACUAUAGUGCCAGGAAAACGAGUAUGUUUUCCUGGUACAAUAGUGGUCCUUUAAGCAUAACGUGUAGGGUUAUUAUACUUACUGUGACACUAAAACAGUGUUUCCGAAUUUUGUAUAUGACAUUAGCUUGCCUACAAGGUUUUAAUGAACUCAGUGACCCAUUCUACAAUUACAAUAAAAUAUAUAACAAAAUAAAUCCUGCAAAAAAACCUAAUUAGAUACAAACCAUUGCCCUGAGGAAAGCAAGGUUGCUACAAUAUAUUUUUUUUUUUUGUGGCCAGUUGCCUGUAAAUAUGUUGUACCUGUUUCAAUCACUGAAGACGAACUGAUAUGGCAUAGGAACCCAAUAGUGACUCCUGGCAUAGAGAUUAAGAACAUCUGGCAUAGAAUAACAGCAGCAGAGUUGUAAAUGCUGAUGAAUUUUACCUCUUACCUCCAAGUAGUUUUUUUGGUAGAUUAACGCCUCAGUUUGUGGUCCUUGAAUAACAUUUUCUUCCUUGUUUAAUAUAGAUGUUUAUGAUUAAUAUAAAGUUAAACCCCCUAAGUUCUGGUGAGGGGAAUAAUACAAUUUGCUGUGAUAUAUCUGCAGGUUAAACAUGUACAGGCUUGCUAUAUUUCAUUGUCAACAGCAUAAUGAAUGUUGUCUGCGAGCUGCACACUAAUCACUGUAGGGAAGAUGAAUAGCAUAAUCUCAUGGGGAAAAAACUGUGUGUUCAGUCAUUUCAAAUAACACACAGCACACAAAUGUCCUUAACAAGCACUGACUGAAGAUGUAUUCACUUAACUGGAAAUGGCUGAAUUUCAUGGAGCUCUGAAAGUUUUAUUUCCUACUUCAGUCAAGGUCUUAUGUCAAGGGAUCUUCUACUUUGCAAAUAUUUUGUCAAUCUAAGACAUCCAGUAAGGAUAGAGACUUGAGUUAGUGACAGAGAACUUUCAGAGGUUUCCACCAGAGUAUCCGAUAUUUCCUUAGAUUUUUUUUUUUUUUAUAUUGUUGGGCACUUCCUGUGAAUGAUAUAGAGCCAUGGAGAAGUUAUGCUCAGACAGGCAGGAAUUUAGCAGGGUGAUGUGAUUUGUGAGCCUUGAUAGGUUAGCUGCUGGGGGCCCAUUAUUAGCUUUCGGGCCAGCAUAUGGAUUUCUCGUUGGUUUAAACUUUCCAUAGGGGUUUCUGUGAUAAACACUAGCCACUUGACAAUGUUUGAUCUCCUACUUUUUUUGUGGGCUUGUAUAUGGAACAAAAAAUAAAAAACAAAAAAUAAAAAUAGGUGCGCUGUAUCUUUAAAUGUUAAAAAGUGCAAAUAGUGCAAUAAUAUGUGCAAAUAUUUUGUGCAAAAACAGUGUGUAUACAAUCACAUUCAAUGUGGCAUAAGUGCAAAAUGCAAAUGUGAUAGUGUAAAAAUCAAUAUCCAAGACAAAUAACUUACAAGGGAAAUAUAUGUCUCCUUAAAUUCUCCAAAUCACAUAAGAACAUAUGUAAAAAGAGAUAAAAAAUGGAGAAACAUAGUAUAAUAUUGUUUUACAUAAAUAUAAAGACCAGCAAGUAGAAUUAGGAAUAUCACUCACAAGUGAAGAGCAGUAAAAGCCUGCUCAAACUGAUCCAGCUUUGAAUCCAAAAACCAGGACUUCAAUGUUGGUGUAAAUAGGCAGGACACCAGCUUCCCAAAUUAAAAACAGCUUUAUUGAAAAUAAGUGGAAUCCACACUCUCCGUUUCCAUAUAGCAGCCAAAUAACCUUUUGCCAGUACUGUGUAAUGUAUAUCUACCAGUCCCUGGUGACUUUCGGUAUUACAGACUUCACUUCCUGGAACUCGGAGUUUCGUCCGGUCACGUGAUGGCGUGAUGACGUAAUCGACGUGAUGACGCGUUUCGCCCAAUCGGCUUCCUCAGAUCACAUCCUGAUGUAGCUAGUCCUGCCUUUUAAAGCCCAUACAUGGGUGUGGUUUGUAUCAAUCAUUGUAGAAACUCCCCAUAAACUAAUUAGGGGUAGAUCUUGUAAAUGUCUAUAUUUAGAAAGUCCAUGACACAUAAAAACAACAAGAAAAACAAGAAAAACAAGUAUAGCAUAAGGCUAAUCUUCUAAUUAAAAAAACCUCAUCCAAAUGACUCAUAGAACAGCAGUAGAUAAUAGUAAUAAUAAUAAUAGCACAUAGAUACUUCUAGUUAGCAUCUAAUAUAAUUCCACAAGAGGAAGAAUAUGUAUAUGCAUAUAUACACAUACACACAGGGUCAUAUAUAUACAUAUAUAUAUAUAUAUGGAAAAAAAGGGAUAUACAUACACAUAUAAAUCACAUAUAUAUUUAUAUAUAUAAAAUUUACAUAAAAAACCUAGGUAAAAAACCAAAAUAAAAAACCAAAGGAAGCCUUCUAUAAAGGGGAAGAAAAAGGAAGUAAGUUAAUAAUCUUUAAAAAAAAAAUUUUUUUAAAAAUCUAAAAGACAGGCACAAGAGAAAAAAAAGGUCAUUAAAAAAAGUUGUACAAAUCGAAUUCAAUAUUGAGGCCCUUAGGUUCAAGAGUAUUUAAUGUAUGAACCCAUUUCAUCUCUUCUUUUCCCAAAUGUUGGAUAGAAUUUCCUCCUCGCCAUGAUUUUUUAACUAAUUGAAUCCCUAAAAAUGUAAGGCCACUAGGAUCGCUAUUGUGGUACUUCUUAAAAUGGGCAGAUACACUAUGAUGGUCUAAACCUUUACGGAUAUUAUUAACGUGUUCAUAAAUUCUUUUAUGUAGGGGGCGAAUAGUCCUCCCCACAUAUUGCAGCCCACAUGGGCAUAUUAAAAGAUAUAUAAUAUUUUUAGUAAAACAAGUUAUAAAAUCCUUAAUAGUAUAUUCUUCUUUUGCAUAUUUUGUCUUAAACUUACUUAUCCCUUUUAAGGUAUUAUUCUUGCUACACUUACAACCUGCACAUUUUCCACAAGAAUAAAAACCUUUUUUAUUUACAUUUAAAUUUAAAAAAGUUUCAGGCAUCUCCUUUCUUGGAUGGUUAAAGGUUAAAAUCUGUUUUAGACUAGGUGCACCCCUAAAGGUAAUAAAAGGUAUAUCUGGGAUAAUUGUCGAUAAUUCCCUGUCUUUCUUUAAAAGGUGCCAGUGUUUCUUAAUAAUAGAUUUAACUUUAUUCGAAUCUUGAUUAAAGUCUAAAACCAAAGGUACCUUCUCAAAUUUAUUUUGUUUGUCCCUAUGGUUACUUUGUUUGAAGACUAAUUCGUUUUGAUGAUAUUCUUUAAUUUCAUCAUAAGCUUUUUCUAAGAUAUUAGUGGGAUAUAAUUUUUGGGAAAAUUUGUCUAUCACUAUCUUUGCUUGCUCCUCAAAGACAUGUUGUUCAGUGCAGUUCCUUCUUAUUCUUUGUAGUUGACCUUUUGGGAUAUUAUUUAGCCAUGGAGUAUAGUGCCCACUGUUAUACAAUACAUAACUAUUUGCAUCUACUUUUUAAAAAAAAAUUUUAGUUUUUAAAAUGCCUGUUUCCUCAUAAAUUUCUAAAUCUAAAAAAUUAAUACUAUGGUUAUUAAAGAGACUACUAAAAUUUAAACCCCAGUCAUUUACAUUAAUAUUCUCUAAAAAAAAAGCUCUAAAUCCAGUUGUGUGCCUCUCCAGAUAAAAAAUAUAUCAUCUAUAUAUCUAUGGUAGGAGACCAGGUUCGUCCCCCAGUGUUGGCUGGUAUAAAUAACUUCUGUUUCCCAGCUCGACAUAAACAAAUUAGCGUAACUGGGGGCGAACCUGGUCCCCAUAGCAGUACCUUGUAGUUAAAAUUAAAAUAAUUAUUUUCUAAAAUCCAUUUAAUGCUAUCAGUUAAAAAUAAAACAUGUUCCUUAGUAAAAUUACCUGAGUUUUCCAAAAUUUCCUGAAUUACUUUACAUCCCUUGUCAUGAGAAAUGGAAGUGUAAAGUGCCGUUACAUCCGAGGUUACCAAAAAGUAACCAUUUUCCCAUUUUAUGUUUUUGAUAAUUUUUAUUACGUCUGUAGUGUCCUUGAGAUAUGAUGGCAUAUUUUUAACUAAAUCUUGUAGCCAAAUAUCAACAUAUUUAGAAAGAUUGGCUGAAACAGAUCCAAUGCCGGACACAAUCGGCCUACCUGGAGGAUUUUCUAAGUUUUUAUGUACCUUAGGUAAGGUAUAAAAUACAGGUACUCUGGGAAACUCAACUAGUAAAAAUUUAUAUUUAUUUUCAUUUAAAAUUCCUUCUUCUCUACCCCUUUUCAAAAGGGUCUCUAAUGAUGUUUUAAUCUCUGUGGUUGGAUCUCUUACCAGUAUCUUAUAUAUCUUUUUAUCUUCCAAUUGUCUAUGACAUUCUUUUAAGUACCUAGAGGUAUCUUGAAUCACAAUACUGCCCCCCUUAUCAGCAGGCUUUAUUAUUAUUUCCUUAUUCUUUCUCAAAUUUUGUAGGGCCUUAUGCUCAUUAUAGUUUAGGUUCAGAUCAUGUUUCUGCUUACAUUUCCCUAAUUUAUCAAAAUCCUCAAUGACCGAUUUUUCAAACAUAUCUAUAGCACUAGUUCGAUAAUUUUUUGGAUAAAAGUUUGAUUUAUUUUUUAAAACAGUAUGAUUAUCACUUUUCUUCACAUCUGUAUAUUUGUUAAUUUCAAAAAAACGUUUUAAAGUAAGUGUUCUAGAAUAUUUUAAUAUGUCAAUGUAUGCUGAGAAGGAGUUAAACUUUCUACUGGGGGCAAAUUUCAAACCCUUAUUAAGAGUUCUAAUUUCGUCAUUAUUCGGAACAAAGUUGGACAAAUUAAUUACUCCCUCCAGUUGGACAUUCUUCCUUUUUUUUCGCUGUUGUAUAUGGAACAAGUGAGACUCUAUUUGGCUACAGUGCUUUAUAACAAUUCAUCCUCAAUUUUGGUAGUCAGUUGUUCGGCAUGGUUUAGAAUUGUAGGACCUUCAGUGAGAUCAUUCCUGAAGCUAUUCUUUUCAGACAAUAAGUUACUUAUUAGGAACAAGCACAUAGAAAGUGAUUCUCUUUUCUAUUAGAUACUGCAAUCUAUCUUUUACCACUUGGUAGCCAAUGCACUGCUCGGAAUCAGUGGUAAUUACAUUUGACACUGUUUCUUUUUAUUUUAGGUGAAUCAUUGUAUUGUGUACUUUUUACUGUUUUUACUAGGUCUCCUUAUGUUUUCUUUAUUGGACUGAGGAGAUCCUCAAUGUAUAGCAUGUGAGUUUUAAAGUAGCCUUUUUAGGUCACAAAUUACAUUAAGAGCUAAAUUUUUAUCUCAUACAGGGCAUUGCACUCAACAAUCUGGAUGAUUGUCCUAAUUUCCUUAUGCUUUUUUUUUUUUUUCCAAUGUAUUUUAUUUUUCAGUUUUCAUUGGUCAUACAAAGCAUAAGAAGGAAAUAACGAGAGGACGGGGUACAGAAGGAAAAAAAGGGGAGGGCGCCAAUAUAUACAUUGUAUCAUGAGUAUACAAAUGCGUCUUUAACAACUGUUCGCAUAAUUAGGUAGUAGUCACAAUUCAACAGCUUUCAUAUACAUUUCAUAAUAUUGGUAGUUACAUACAUGUAUGCCUGAAUAUGUUCUAAGGCACUGGUUUGGUUCCUUAUGCCCUAACUGUUGGGGGAUGCAAGGGAGGGGAAAGAGGGGGGGAUUAGCGUUGGUGUUCUGUGUCAGCAGAUAUUAUAUUGUUAAAAGUUGUUACAAGUUGUUACAGUGGGUAACCUUCCUCACCUGGGAACCCUGGUGUUGUGCUAUGUAACUCGUAGUCCCUAUUGUGUCUAGCCGUACCUAUAUUCCACCCAUCUGCGCCACCUCGUUUCAUGUCUACUCUGUCUCUCAGUGAUACGACUUGCCAUGCGUUCGUAUGUAUAUAUCGAAUCCAGUCUACCUAGAAUCUCUGGUAGUGGGGGUGCCUGUGUGGAUUUCCACCUUUGGGCAAUUGCAGUUUUGGUUGCCAUUAGGGAGUGGAUCGUUAAGUAGCUUUCAUCUUCGUGGAGGUUGUCUGGGAAAAUGUGUAAUUAGAAGCACUCUGGUUUUGGAGGAACCCCAAUCCCUUGGCUUUUGCAAAGAAGUAUUUGUAUGUCUCGCCAUAAUGUUGUAAUCUGUGUGCAUGUCCAAAAUAUAUGGUAGAGGGUCCCCUCUUGUUUUUGGCAUCUCCAGCAAAGUUUGUUCGAUCCUGGAUAUAUAUGGGCCAGUUUGUUGGGGAUCAGGUACCAGCUCAUGGUUAGUUUGCAGUAUGUUUCCCACUGAUUGAGACUAUGUGAGGCCUGUUUUGUUUUCUUCUGAGCAUGGUGCCAUAUGGCUACUGGGAAUUGCAUCCCCAGGUCCAUUUCCCAUUUUGUCAUGUAGGAGGGUUUUGUUACUGUAUACUGGGUUAGUAGUGUGUUGUAGCAAAGGGAUAGUGCUUUAAUCUUGGGAAGUUUCCCCAUACACUUGUGGAUAAAUGGUGGUAGUAGAUUGGGUUCUUUCAAGCUAAGCCUGCUCUCUUGUAUUAUAUUUCUUAUUCUCAGGUAGGAGAAUAUUUCCCUAGGUGGAAUGAGGUAUUCCCUGGCCAUGUCGGGGAAUGGUUUGAUACCCUCUGGGGCCAGCAAGGAGCGUACCAGAGAGACCCCCCGACUGAGCCAGUUGUCUAGCUGCAGGUUAGUCGUUCGGGCAGCCAAGGCCUGAAGCGAUGCUGCAAGGAGUAGGUCAUUCUCUCUUAGGAAUAGUGGGGUAGUUUGCUUCCAGGUUUGGAGCAACGUUUCUGUGGCUGGUAGCAGGGUUUUGGUCUUUGUUAGUUUUGUGUUUGCCCAGAGAAGCAUUGGGAUUGUGCCAGUGGGCAGGCAUGCAUUCUCCAACGCUAGCCAUACCGGAGGGGACGGCCUCUCAAGGAUCGUAUGGCCUUGUGCCAGUAUUGAAGCUUUGUGGUAUAAUUUUAUGUUGGGUAUGCCCAGCCCGCCUUUUGUGAAUGAACGCCAAAGUGAGUUUUGUGCUAUUCUUGGGGGUUUCCGUUUCCAAAUGUGUGCAUUGAUCAUAGCCUGAAAGUUUUUUAGUAUGGGGUUCAGGAUUGUAAUGGGCAGGGUGCGGAAUAGAUAUAGGAUAUGUGGUAAAAUCAUCAUUUUUAUGGUGUGGAUGCGCCCAAACCAAGAAAUCUCUUUGUCCACCCAGGACUUGAGUUGUUGAUCUAGUCUGUGUAUGAGCGGUGUGUGGUUUUCCCGUAUUAUCAUUGAUUGUGAUGCUGGCAUUUUUAUGCCCAGGUACGAAAUGGAGGUUUUCCGCCAGUCAAAUGGGUACUGUAUUUUAAGGUGUGAUAGAAGGGUGUGAGGCAGCCCUACCGCCAGCUCUUGUGUUUUUUGGGCGUUAUUCUUGUAGUAAGACAUCUUUCCAGUAGAGUUAGCAAGUUUGGUAGAGAUGUCUCCGGGUGUGUUAAGAAGAGGAGAACAUCGUCUGCGAAAAGGGCUAUUUUUUGGUCCCCUAUUGGUGUUGUUAGGCCCUCAAUGUUUUGGUAAUUUUUAAUGUGUCUGAUUAGGGGUUCCAUACACAAGAUAAAGAUUAAUGGAGAGAGAGGGCACCCCUGUCUAGUACCAUUUGUUAUUUGGAAAGGUUGUGAUAAAAACCCGGAAUUUAAUAUUUUGGCUGACGGUUUGGAAUAAAAAAGUACCAUUAUGCAUUUCAGGAAUUCUGGUGGGACGCCCAUAUAUGUCAUUACAGACUGCAUGUAUGUCCAGCGUAAGCGAUUGAACGCUUUUUCCGCGUCUAGGGCUAGUAGUAAGCCCUUCUGGUUAGUGUUUUGGGCCCAAGUAAUUAAGUUCAAAAAGUGGCUAAUUUCCUUAUGCUAAUUUUAACUGCUAUAACCGGUUUUAGCUUAUCCUGGUAACCAAGUAAUCAAUAUAAUCUUACUACAAUAUUUAGACCACAUUUAUGGUCAAAUGGUGUCAGUGUCUUUGUAAAUAUUUUUAGUUAGGUUAGAGAGGAAUGUUAUUAGGGAAUGCAUAGCCUUGAGAUUUGUUGUCUUUAUAUUUUGUGGUCUGUCACUUUGACUAAAGUCCUCAAUAAUAAAAUUUACUAGAGGGCUACACUCUACUUGUCUCCUUCACUUGAAGAUGUUUAUUCAUUUUAGUUAAAUCAAGUUUAUGCCGUUUGCUUCAGAUGGUUCCUGAUUAAGACCAUUCCUACACACAUAUAUGAAUAUAGUUAUUCUAUUUCUAAAAGCAUUCUGUAAAUAAUAGAUCAUCAGUGUAUAUUCUCAGUUAGACUUUGCGUAGGGUUUGCUGUCUGAGUACUACUUCCAAGUUGAUUCUGAUUUGGACUGUCAAAUUUCCCAGGAGGAUCUCAACCCCGCAGGUGAGUCUCUGUUGUGCACUUUCAGAGUCGUGGAUGCUCUUCAGUCAUCCUUUCUGCAGGUAUCUGCUUUGGAUAAGGUUCUAUUGGUCACUGGAUCUGGCCUGUACCACUUUCAGGUACACCAAGCUGUUUCCUUCAUUAUUAACCAUGUCUGGGAGAAGCCUUGCUUUUGCUUUCCACAUAUUUUGCCCUAAAUAGGCAAGUAUGUGGGAAUCCGUUCAUAAGGCAGAUGAUAUUAUUUCCAACAAAACCACUAUUCCUCAGAAAGAUAGUUUCUCCUUAAAGCUUCUGUAGUACAAGCAUAAGCCCAAGGAUGAUAGCCUUCCAUAAAGAACGCCUGAGACAGGCUUCACAAGGUCUUUUUUAUGCAGAUAAUUAUUUCAGUUCAGGUACUUUGAGCUAAAACUUGCUAUACAAUAGUUAAUUUUCCAACAUUUCCCAAAUCGAUUAGUACUUUUGCUUAUUCCAUCUUGUAAAGCUAUUAUAUAUUAUUAUAUUUUAUAUGUGUACUGCAACUACAAUCGUUGUUCGUUUUUUUUUUUUUGUUUUUUUUUUGUUAAACAGCCAUAACACAGUCUUCAGCUCAUUGUAAAUAGGAAAUAUUGGUUUACACUCCUUCCUCAAUUAUAAAAAGCAUGAGACCUGGCAUCUGUGAGAAAGUGAAUGCAUUGCAAGCAAAGAACAUAGGCCUAUUGGCCUAGCAUUAACCUUUAUAAAUAAUAUAUUUUCCCAUAUUCCACUGUGCUCCAGUGAUUCAAUGUUGAUACAACCAUAUUUGGAGUUAGGAGUUUAAAGGAACGCAAGUUGUUAUGAUGCCAGGACAUCCCCUGGACACACUUUUAUCUCAAGGUGUUAAACAGUUCUAACCCCAAUGUUGCCUCUAGCGCUAUUCUCAGCUCUCCCUCAAGCAGUGUCUGCCUACUGAAAUUUUGCUAUCAGGAAGAGCAGAGUGCCACGGGGCAGGGGCGCCACUGAUUGGCUGAGAGCGCUUAGCUCACACACUCAGCCAGUCAGAGACUCCUCAUUCACAAAACUGGCUUGAAAGUAAAUAUACCUUUUCCAAGCUAGUUUUAUGAAUGGGGAGUUACUGAUUGGCUAACAGCGUCAGCUGUCAUUUGAAUGACGUUAUUAUGGUACCUAAAGGCUACUAAACUGUCCCUUUAAGCUGGACAAUUAUGCUCCAUUUUUAUCCCUUUCACUGUUGAAGCUAAAGUGCCAGGGGUUUUACAAUGCUCUCAAACUGGAGGACUGGGCAAAAAGCUUUGUGGAAGUUGUAGUUUAUUGACAAAUGGGGAUCUACCUUUGUCCUCCCCUGCUCUACAAUGUCACUGGUACAUACAGGGAAGAUUACAUAACAUUUAACACGCAAGUGAAAAACUACAGACAAGCAUUUACAAGGCUGAUUUCAGUAUGAGCCUCCAUCAUUCAUGAACCUUUCAAAUCAUAACAUAUGAAUUUAAAAUUGGGUAAAUCUUUGAACAGAUAGAACUCUUGGCAAAGAAUUAGGUAAUGACGUAUCAUUGCUUACUUUACAGUGCCAGUGUGUUGUGUGUACAGACAUGUCCAUCCAGUUUUAUAAUGUGUCUUCUAUCUGUUUUACUUUUUAGAGGUCCUCUAACAGCUCCAGCAACACUGGGUACACAUCGCCGCCUUCUAGAUCCAUCAUCAUGCACAUCUAUGCUUCAAAAUGGAAGUAAUGUUAGUACAGACAGCAGCCUCCCUCCAGCCAGCCAUGAUUCCAGGUGCAUCGAGGCAGAAUACAAAUAAUAAUAUUGAUGUAUUGAUACUGAUAUUGUUACUAAUACUCAAGUUAAUUGUACUUCUUUUAUAAACUUGGGAAAGAUGAAAGACAGAGUUCAAGUAGCUCAUCCCCAAGAGAAGUUCUUUCUGUAUGCUAUAAAUUUACAGUUAGCUAGUUCACUGUUUUUUGAUCCAGGCUAUGUUAAGCUCUCAGUAGAGCUGUGGCUCUAUGGCUUAUUUAUUUCUCCUGGAAAAGGGCGCACCGCGCAAAACUGAUAUUAGGCAGCCGAAACUAAGCCUUCUGCCUGCGUGAUGGACAGAUCUAAGAGGCAGGCUUAGAGCUGCAGUAAUUUUCACAUAUUUUUGUCGUAGCGGACAGUAGGCUCAGAAUAUUGUAUGCUUUAUCACCUUUGCAUUUCUGCAAAGUUGUUAUUGUGGUUGGGCUGAGUUGUAACCAAUUACAAAUUGUAUUUUACAGUGGUAAAUUAGAUUGGUACAGUUGUACUGACAAAUUAUUAACUAACUAGCUGAUAAUUUGGUAGGUUAGAAUUAAAAUACAUCAAAAAUAUGUUAAAACAAACAAAUCUUAAUCACAUACUUUUAUAGUGGGUAGCUUUACAUUUCUUUACCUACUCUGAGAUCAAGAGACAGCUCGGAAAAGUUUGGAAACACUUUUGGACAUGAAGUAACCCACAUAUAAAACGUAACUUUUAUUAGAAAUCUCAUAAAACCAUUAAUAUGGUAGUAUAUUGAAAUUUUUUUUUUUUAAGUCCCUACAAUCGGGACUGAACAUAGUAUAGAUUACUGAUUUGAAAUAAUGUCCUUAUUAAAUCUGGAAUAGCUAAUAAAUAUAAAGUACAAAAUUAAAUAAUACUUUGUAUUCAUUAGCUAUUCCAGAUGCAAUAAGGACAUUAUUUUAAAUCAGUGAUUUAUACUGUUCAGUCCCGAUUGUAGGGACUUUAAAAAAAAAAAAAAAAAAUUCAAUAUACUACCAUAUUAAUGGUUUUAUGAGAUUUCUAAUAAAAGUUAAAGGGACACUAUGGUCACCUGGACAACUUCAGCUUAAUGAGGUUGUUCAGGUGAGAACUAUAGCUCCCUGCAGCCUAUCUCAUGUAAACACUGUGUUUUCUGAGAAACCCCUCCAGCUGCAGUAACUCAGAGUGAACCAGAGGGACUUCGGAGUUGAUGGAGGCAUGAUAUGCCUCCAUCCACUCAGAUCUGUUGUCAGCAGAGCACAGGGCAACACUGUGCACAGCAUCCUGUGAUUCAGUAUCUCCUCCCUCUGCAUUCAGACACUGAACUUUCCUCAUAGAGAUUCAUUGAUUCAAUUCAACUCUAUGAGGAGAUGCUGAUUGGCCAGGGCUGUGUUUGAAUCAUUCUGACUUGAAUACAGUAAGAUUUUGCUAUAUUUAUGGAGGCAUGAGGGGCCCAGGUGGGCUAGUUGGUUGUGUUAACACUAUAGGGUCAGGAAUACAUGUUUGUGUUUCUGACCCUAUAGUGAUCCUUUAAAUGUUAUAUGUGGGUUACUUCACUUACGUAAAGGGUUCUUUUUCCUUCCUCCCCUUUUCCACUCAGUUGUUGCUUAUUAGUAUUACUCUCAUAUAAAGUAUUUUCACUUUUGUACAUGUUCAAGUUAUGACACGUCUGCGGGAUAUUAUGGGACAGAUUUCCGUUAUUGCAUCACUAUAAAUUGGUGCACUGCUUAAAAGGGAUUAAAUGUAUAUUCCACUGGGCUUGCCAUAUAACAUGGUGGAAAAACGUGACACUGUCAAAGUGUUAUAGCUAACACAACUGGAUAGAUCUACAUACAUAGGUCUAUUGUUAUUCAUUUGGUUGGAUCAGUAUACAUUUCCAUAUAAAAGAAAAACAUUGUUUUUGUAUUUUUUUUUAAGACUGAAUGUUUUGUAUUUAUAACUCCCUUAUUCCUGACAUGUCCACAGUUCUAGAGAUUCUCGGCCCAGCUCGGGGCUAUCGUUACUUUCUUCAGCUGGUGCCUUCUCUGAUCACCGUUCCUCCUCUCAACCAACCCCUGUUAUUAAUAUUCACUCACCUCCAGAGGACAAAAUAGAACCACUGGACCUGUCCAGCCUUGUGAAAAGAGCAGACACAACACCAGGUUUGGAACAGAAAAAUAAAUACUGUAUUCUUUUUCUACAUGGACUUGCGAUACAUUUAAAAAAUCGUGUACUCUAAUAAUAGAUGCUUACAAAGAAAAGUAAAUUGCUCCAAAAAUAAUUUGACAGUCAAGGUAACAUAUUAUUACAAGAAAUAAAUAUACCACUUACAUAUUUUGUUAUAUUGAUUGCACUUUCUCUAACUUUGCUAAUUAUCUUCCAGCACCUUAAAUAUUGUACACAAUAGAUGAAAACCUCAAUCCCACUACUUAACAGCCACUAUUUUGUUACUUUCUUUAUUAUACACAGCAGAGGAGCAGAGUACAGGAAAUACUCCAGAUACACCACGAAUGCAAUCUUCUACACGGUCUGAACUAGGAGCAUCAAAGUCCAAAUCUUCUUCGUCUUCCCGCCUAUCCACACGCACAAGCCGUCCAGGUUCAAAUACCAAACCCAUCUUGCCUCCUAUACCAUGUGGACGCAAAAAAUUGUCAACCUAAUAUAGUGUAGAACUAAGCUACACCUGAUUGUGGUCAUAUUGUUAGUACAUUUUAAUAUAGAUAGUAUGGUUAAAUUCCAGAUUCCACUAAUAAAUCCAUAUCCAAAAUCAUCCUUCUUCUCUUCUUCUCUUCCUGACAAAGGCUGGUUUUAUCACUAUUAGAGUACUCUAAGCACCUUAACCUAUACAGCCCCACUGGAAUGCUUGUGGUACCAGGAGUGCCCUAGCACUAUCACACUGUUAAGAGUGAAACCAUUUUCAAAUGACUUGACACUUAUCUGACCUGGAUCCCAUGGACACCAGUACUAUGGCUCCUCUUCACAGAAAUAAGAAAAAAAAAAAUAACUAAAAAAGUUCUGUUGAAAUAUUCAAAAAUAGUUUUUUUUUCUUAAACACUUUUCACCUCACUUGCCCCAGCCUGUCUUAGGGUCAUCAUAACCUUCCUAAUCACACAAAACACUCAUUGGUGACACCAGGACCGGUGGAGUUUAAAUCAAACUCCACAUAAUUUAUUCACUUUGUCCUAUUCUGUCAAUUUUGAUAGUGUUGAGUCACCUCCUCCCAGUGAUGAAGCUUGAAAAUCCUAACGAAUCGAAUAUACACAUGCUUUUACUCAGAACCCUAGGGAGGGCAGAGUAAAACCUUUUCAGGGGGCGCAAUAGUAGACAUAGGUACUGUUAAGACCUGGUGGUACCAGCAUGACAUAAAAAUGUAAGUAGGACAAGUCCAAUGAUCACCAAUGAGCGUUGUGUGUGGCUAGGGAACCCCAUUACUUUUUUAUUUGUCCCCUUAAAUUAAUCUGCUUAGAAAGUAACUUUCUAAAACAACAUAAUUUCAGGGGGUUGGGGAUGACAUAGAUGCUUUAUCAGUGACAUACCUACUACAGCACAAUUCAAGCUUAGAGUGCUCCUUUAAGUGUACAUUCUAUUUUCUUUUAAAUAGCACACAUAAUUGUGUGAUAAACUUACAGACUGUAAUAAUUUCAAAAAAUGUAACAAUAAACAUGACUUGUCCUUCUUUUUUAUAAGUGAUUGAGCUCAAAAGAACUAUAUGAAAUAUAACCAUAUUCCUACAGUUAUUAGCCUGCAUAUUCAAAAUACGAACAUCUUUAUGAUCUCAAACAUGUCAAUAAAUCAAAAUUUUGCUUCAACCUGGCUUCCUUUGUAUAGUAUCUGCAGUUGGGCAGCAAGUGGUGGCUUAUAUGUAGAUUAAGAACUGGUACUAGAGGUAUAAAAUAAUUUCUUUCCAAUAGUAAUAAGAAAUGGCAGGCAUCCUAAAGUGUGAAUUGAACAGCAAAUGUUUUUGGUGAGAAUAGCCAAACUUGGGAACAAAAAAAAAUCUAAUCAUCAGUGAUUUCAGGUCAGUUACUGUGAAAAUUAAAAUGAUUUAACCCUUUCACUAUUAAUCACAGUAUUAACCCUGGAUCUUUUUGUCAGCUAUGGCAGUUAAAAAUUUUGUAACCCCCAUCCUUGCUGUCUGAUCCCUGUACUGUACAGCAAGCAUGUCAAACUCAAAGUCUGGCACAGG